AUGUCCCGUUCUCCAACGGCUCGUAGUCCUUGCUGUGUAUGCUUCAAACUAUCAAGAAAUGAGGACGAGCGGGCCCAAAAGAACACAUUCACGAGGUGGAUCAAUCUCCACUUGGAAGAGCAUAGUUCUUCCGGACGGGUGAAUGACUUAUUCGAGGAUAUAAAAGAUGGCGUAUUAUUAUGUCAUCUCAUUGAAGUACUCACCGGCGAGGCUCUGCAAGUAUGCAAACCUCGCGUCUCGAAACGGGUGCAUCAUAUUGCAAACCUUACAACUGCACUGACCGUACUGCGACGAAGAGGCCUGGAAUUGGUCAAUAACAACGCAAGCGACAUUGCAGAUGGCAAUCCCCGUAUCGUGCUCGGCCUCAUUUGGCAGAUAAUCCUUCAUUUUCAGAUUGAGACGAACAUGGCCCUGCUUCGUGAAUGGGGUUGGGGUUCCACAACUGCUGUGCAAUAUUCACGAGAAUCUACACCGGUGCGAUCUCCUUCAUCACCAAUUAAAAGUCGCCUUGCAUCACUGCUAUCAUCGGGACCAUCGACAUCUGCUGAAAGCCCUAAGAUAUCUAUAAAGCAGAUGAAGAGCUCCGUCGAACAAGUGAUGCUUAGAUGGAUUAACGCUGAAGUCGCAUCGAAAGUAAAUCUACGCGUAGAGAACAUGGACCGUGAUUGGAAGGACGGUAUCCUAUUCUGUGCGCUAGUUCAUCGUUGGAAGCCAGACGUAAUUGACAUGGAGAAAGUGAGAAAUUCUGAGCCAAGAGAAAACCUCGAGACUGCUUUCGAAAUGGCUCAGAAACACCUGGGAAUCAAGAAACUAUUGGAAGUUGACGAUGUUCUCUGUCAAAAGCCUGAUAAACGUUCCAUCAUCACCUACGUCUCGCAAUUCAUACGAGCAUUUGGAGAAGCUCCACCUGUUGAAGAACAUAGUGUAUAUACGGAGUUCUUGGAAUGGCUCGCUCAUGCUUGCAAAGUCGAUCUCGUGAACAGCGAACAAGGGAUGUACUUCCGCCUUAGACGGGAGUUCAUUGAGUACCGCAGUGUUUACAAUACCAUCGUGGCUACAAAGCUGCACUUUUCUGUGGAGGAACUGUCAGAAAUACAAGAAAAAUGGGAAACCAUUCGAUUCAAUUUGGAAGCAGCAGCGGCCAGUGCCGAAAAACGUCUUCCAAAACCGUAUUCGACACUAUCCGGCUGGACCGUUACUGGCCAGUCCAUCAUCAAUACACCGCUUGAUCUGCCCUCGGAAGAACCGCAUAAAUGUCUUGCUAUGCUACAGAAAAUGAUCUCUGAACAUAAUCGCCAUUUUAUCGAUUUGGCAGCUAAACAAGCUGAAUUGCAAGAAGCUACCGAGACUGGAGGAUUAGGUGGCCGUCCAGUGGCAGCAGAAUAUGUCGAGCCACUGCGACUUCGUAUGUCGGCGCUGGCGGAGGAAGCGCCAUUGAAAUUGGCUACUUUGAAAGUGUUGCACGCACAUUAUACUAUUCUAGCGUAUCUUUACGACAUAGAAGUGAAAAUGAAACUGUGGAGGUCUGCAGAGAGUCUUCAACUGUUAAAUCGCUGGAUAACUGAGUAUAAUCAGUUGGAGAGCGAAAACCCUCGUGCUAAAUGUAAUCACUAUUUGGAGGCCAUGAAACAAACUCUAGCCAGUGGACCACCUAUCAAGUUGGAUGGAGAAAGCAUGAUAAAAGCCUGCAGUCGGCGUUCGGAUGAUACUCUCAGAAUCUUUGAAGAAAUAAAAAUGAAGCUGCUGUCAUUGCGCGAUAUAUGGACUGAAUGGGAGACGGAGGUGUUGAGACUUGAAGAAAUCGCAAACGACGGCAUUGCAAAGCGUUCGAACACCGUGAAAGACGAAUUGGAAGCAAUCCGAACUGUCGAAUCGAAAUUCGACGAGCUUGUGCCAUUAUUAAGCGCAUCGGCUCGUCUGGCGAGCAAUCAGCGACUGGAGCAACUUCGAAUGAAAGUGCGACAGCUGAACCGGUUCGCCGCCAGUCGCCUGGUAGUCGAUCUCGUCCCAACAACUUCUCAAAAACUACUUAAAUUUACGAAUGCUACCGAAACUUCUAAUGCAAUUCAAGAGAUCGAGAAGAGUCUUCGCGAGCGGCCAUCUGCUGAUGGCGAAAGCGAGCUCCAGAAAGAGUUCGAAAAAAUGGAGAAGAAACGACGUUUGGCUGUGCUGCGCCAAGUGUUGCCGAAAAUGAGAGCGGUGGAACUUUAUCUGGAGCAAUUACAACAAUGGUUACGCUCUACUGAUGCAUAUGACCGUGCUAAGGCUCUUGACAUACUCGAUCAACUUGAAAAAGAAAUUGGUGCUAUAGAAAACGAGGCUGCAUCUUAUGUUGAUUGCCGUGCUUAUCGUGAAAGCCUGCAAUUGUGCACGGCUAGGCUACAUGGUGAAGGUACAAGUUCCACGAUAAAUUAUCCUGAACCACCUGUUGACAAGGAUUAUGUGAAAGAAGUGAUAGCUCGUGCUGAGCUGAUUCUGGACAGACGUGAAACAAAUGAAGAAGAAAUGCGAGCGUCCAUGAACGAUAUGGAAGACUGCUAUGCUGUACUAAAAGAUUGGAGCAGCAAGCGCUUGAGCGACGUCCGUGAGCGUUGGGACACGAAAUUACGCGAAUUUGAGCUGUGGGAGCACAGCAUGGAUCAUAUCCGACAAAUCAACGAAUCACUCCAACACACUAAGGUCGUUGAGGCCUCGACUUUGGCCGAAUUGCGCCGUAUCGAAGAAAAUUGUAAUCACAUGCAUCUAACUGGCUUGGAGCAUUCGCUCCGUCUUGCUCUGCGUCGUCUUCGUGUCGUCGUCGAAAGUGUUCUACAAGAGCGCCUAGAGUCACUAAAAAUGUCUGGAGAAGAAGACUGUGCGGUCGCUCAGACUAUCGUUCAGGAGGUUGGCGAGGAGUUGGUGACUUUCUGUCCGCAGUUAGACGAGCGACAUACGGAGGCAAGACGGAUUCUUCACGACAAAAUGGAACUGUUCCGUCGCCUUCAGAAUUAUUACGAUGCUAUGAAAUAUCUACGAAAUCAAAACAUCUCAUGGAAUACGAUCACUGUGGCUGAGAUACCGACAGUCUCUGCUGAACUCGAGACUCUGGUUGAACGAUGUGAAUCCGAAUGGGAAAACGACGCUUUACGACUUAGAGCGGAUUUGCUGGCAAUAAGCGGCAGCUUUUUCCAGCUUGAAUUUGACCGCAUUAACGAAAAGUUGAAUUUAUUAACUUUCGAAAAGGAAAAACUGCGAAAUUUGAUGCGUAUCCGACUUGAGUAUCUGGAUGCUGCACGUGAUUUUAUCACUUCCACCGACUCCUCUAUCGAUGUCACUCAGAUGGCCACUCCUAGUGAUCGUCGCCCUGAUGUGGAGAGUAUGACCAAGGACCUCUGUAAAAAUUUGGAAGAAAAAGCUGAGCGUCUGAGGCAACUGCAAGACCAGGCCGAGAUGGUGAUUUCGGAUUUGGCAACAUCACAACGUUUACGACAGUUCCGCCGUCAGCUUGGCGGUGUUGCCGAUGAAAACACCUUUGACAGUGCUGCUCAAAGAUUCGAGAGCCUGGUUACGAACGAACUUCCCACUGCAGAUGAUCCGCUCCAAUUCCUCGCUAUUAUUUUACAACUGAAGAAAUCGGAAGAAACCGAGACCAAAGCCUUCGAGGACGUGAACGAGUUGGCCUUCACAGAUGGAGAAAAAACCGAACGUGAUCGGUUAGCUGCCCUAUACGACACACGGCAAGAAGAACGCAAACGAUUGACUUUGACAUACAUGUACUCCUAUCACGACUACUUAAAUGCCUUAUUCCGUCAACUUGAAGAUAAAGCAAUACAGCUCAUUAAUAACAGAUCGCUUGAAGAGCUGCAAGCGUUCAGUGACGGGGAAUGGAAACGAUGGAAGGAAGCCGUCGGAGAGCUAGAAAGCGUCCUUGAUGCCUCGAUGAGAGUGCGGUUCCGCCCCGAAUUUGCUGAUUUGCAGAGGAAAGCGUUCUCACUUGAUAGUAAAAUCGCUAGAACGAUCGCCAACUCGGCUAAAUAUCGUCGACACGAAGAGAAAUUGGCCAUCAAAUUAACACAGUUUGAAGCUUGGCUGAAGGCUAUGGAAGACGACCUGAAUAUGGUCGAAUCUAUGCCUGAGAGUGACGAGCAGACGGCGCGACUGGCUCAGCUGCUCUCCAACUGUAUGAGUCAUCAAAGGCUGGUCAGCAAGUUGGAGCGGCUAAGUGUUCCGAAUCGGGAUCACAUAGCUCACCUGUGCCAAAAAUACUACGAAAUAGUGUCUAGAUUAAAACGCUACAAUAUAGAAGAGGGUUCAUUACCCUUACAUAUUAGAACUCUUAUCCAAGCUGCCCCAUCACAAUCUCAGUUAUCAAUUAGCUCAAUAGCUUCUUCGGAAGUUAUGGAACGUCCAGAAUCAGUUCAAUCCGCUACCUCAAGCGUUGAUAUUGCCCUUGCCGGUGCUGAAAGCGAAACGCCACUAGAGAAGUCCAUUGGAAAGAUUCGAAGACGUCUUCACCUACUUAUCCAGUCGUAUAACGAUGGACCUAAGCCUCUCCCGGUUGCCACUAAUGAUGACAACCUUCUUUUGAAUUAUUUGGACGAGAUCAGUUUGUUAUUUGGAGAGCUACCCCGAGCGAAUGAAGCGAAGAAAGGAGCGCUCGAAAAUUCGCUCUUACAUCUGCAAGAGCAUCUGAACGAUAUCCACUCACAGCUAGAACAGGAGAUCGAGGAAGAGGUUUCAUUAUCCGAGAAGGAAAGAGAAAUACUCCUUGAGCUUUCAAAACUGGAAGAACGCGUGAAGAGUCGUGGGGUGUCAGAUCAUGAUAUGAUCUAUGACCUCGAUCAGCUUCAAACCCAAAUGGACUUGUUGAGAAUGAUCAGACGUCAACCACGCCGUUAUGUUGAAAGUGAAUUGACAGAACGAGAAGGAUCACCUUCUGCAAGGACCCGGCACAAACGAAAAGUGCUUGUAAUGGUCACAAACACCGUGACAACUAUUAUUCAAGUAGUGGAAGAACGCCUACUAACAAUCGAAGCUCAGCAUAGAGACCCAGUUUUAGAAGAAAAGUUAGCGCUAGUAAAGACGAAUCUCAAAAAAUUGGAGGAAGAAGCAAACGAACCUUUGCCCGAAACAUCGCUUGGCCCAACAGCAGCAGAGUCUCAUAUACCUUAUUUGGAGACGGGUACUCCUGCGGAGAUGUUGCUCAGAGAAGUUCCGAAGAACGAGGCAUUCGCAGCAGCUGUUGCUGGUGUGGAGCAAGCUUUGGAUCAAGCUGAAAAUGUUGAUUUGGAAAGUUGUAACGACGAACAUGUACUAUCUGAAUUACUAAGAUUAUUGGAGAGUCAGCAAAAUUCUAUGGAUGCUCUCACUAAAAUCGCUGAAGACUUGUCGAAAUCAGGAUAUGCGGAAUAUAUUGACACAAUUUCUGCGUUACAAGAACGUUUGAGUUCUGUGAAAAUGUCCCUCAGUGAUCGAAUAUCCGAACUUCACACUGAGAGACCUAUCGAACUUGAGACCGCACGAGAAACAGAACCAUCAGGGACAAAACCUGGCCCUUCGGAUGAAACUAACUUCAACACCCUAGCUGGAAGGGUCCGAGCAGCAAUUGAUUCUGCUGAAGCAAUCGCAUUCGCGAAAGACAGCAACGCUCAGCAGCUGCAAGAAGCAAAACGAUUGUUGGCUACGCAAGAGCCAACUCUGUCUACGCUUUCCGACAUGGCCGAGGAGAAAGCAAAAACGGGAGAUGCCGAGUUUAUCGACAGCGUGUCCUCAUUGACGGAACAGUUCAACGCUGUUAAAUAUGGGAUCGAAGACCAACUGGAUCAGUUGCGACCGGAAGGUCGCGCUAGCCCUGGUGUUUCUGACGAAACUGUGCGAAUAGAGACUCCGGAAGAGAAAAGAUUUGAACCGCUAGCUGAGAAAGUUCGAACGGCAAUUGAUUCUGCAGAAUCAAUCGCCUUUGCAGAACCUACUAAUUUACAACAGCUGCAAGAAGCGAAACAUAUACUGCUGUCACAAGAGCCAGCAAUAUCUACUCUCUCUGAAAUUGCCGAGGAAAAGGCGAAAACAGGAGAUGUUGACUAUGUCGAUAGCAUAUCGUCUUUGAUGGAACAGUACAAUUCUGUUAAGUAUGGAAUAGAAGACCAGUUGGAUCAAUUGCGACCAGAGGGACCCAAAGAACCUCAGUUAUACGAAGAAGAGCAAGUCACCGCCGAGAUUCCUAUGGAAGAAGACAAAUUCAGAGCGCUUGUCGAGGAGGUUCGACAUGCCAUUGAAAACGCCGAAUCCAUCGCCUUUGCCGAAAACAUCGAUCCUCAGCAGUUACGGGAUGCAAAACGGGUACUCAGCUCUCAAGAACCAAGUCUUUCAACACUCACUACCAUUGCUGAGGAAAAAGCGAAAUUAGGAGACGCCGAAUACAUGGAUAUCGUAACUCCUUUGAUGGAACAGUUCACCUCUGUCAGUUAUGGUAUAGAUGAUCAAUUGGACGAGUCUGGACUACAGGAAACGUCAGCGCCCAGUAUAUUGCAACCAGAAAAGGAUAUCGAGCUGGAAACAGAGAAUGCGGAUGUAUAUCCGAAGCUAUCGGAAGUCCUCGUGUCACAGUUGCUAGACGAAGGAGAAACUGGAGAACAAGAGAAGGAAAAACCUAUAGAAAUAGAAGGUGAUGAAAAAAGAAAAAAACGGGAUGAAGAUUAUACAAAACUAGUGCAGCUGCUGGAUCAUAUUGAACAAGACGUUGCGGACAUCGAACAAAGCUUGCCCGUUCCAUCGACAUCCUCUAAUGAUGUUAUAGCGUUCCAGCAGAAUAGAAUACCAAAACUGACAGCAAGAGUAGACGCGAUCGCUGACAUUCCUGCUGACUUACUGCCAAAGAAGGAAGAACUUUCGCAUAGAAUCGAUGACGUCAAUAAGAAAUUGGACGAUCAAGUUAAUGACCUGAAACGAUUCGAAGACAAGACCAUCGAACUACAGAAUGUUGUCGACGAGUGUCGUGGCAAGAUGAAGAAGCUAGAGUUACCAGAACCGAUCGAUACUGCUCAGAAAGAUGCUGAAGACCUGUCGGCAAUUCUAGCCACAAUCGAGGCAAUUCCUCAGGAAGAACUGUCGCCGCGAAAUCAACUGGCUCGUGAUGCAAGCACCAUCAAGCAACAGGCUAAGGAGCAACUUUCUACACUGCGAAAAGCUCUUGACGAUGAAGAAAAGGCUCGUGAAAGACAGGACGAGGUGAAGAACAGAUUGUCAGCCAUUGCCGACAGCCUAAACAAGGUUGAUCCGCAAAAUGUUGAAUCUGCGCAGCAGCUGGUUUCAAGCCUUGAGCCUGAACUGCAGAAGCUGACUGGCAUCGCUGACACAUGUAAUGAAUUCGCUAACACUUCAUCUCCUGUUGUGAGCCACGAUGAUCUCGACAAAACGCUUCCUGAUCAAGUACGGGAAUUGCAGAAGAAGUGUGAAGAUGUGAAGACAAAGGCCGAACAACAAGCAAAGUUGAACGCCGUCGCACCUGAAAUCUUGAUGAUCUCGGAAAGUUUGCAGCAGCAACCGGAAGAGAUCCCAUCAAAUCUCAACGAACAACAAUCUGUACUUGAAGAUCUCGAAUCAAAGAAGCAACGCCUCGAAAACCUCUUGCAGACCAUACCAGCCGGCGAUGCAACGGAGGAGUUGAGGCAAAAGAGCGCAUGGGAUUUGUCAAGACUGAAAGACCUUCUGAAGAGACUUGGCGACUCAGUCGGCGACAAGCUGGCUGCGUUAGCCGCUUUCAAUGCCGCACGCAAGGAUGCUGAAGAUCAGCUUCUUGCCAUCACUGGUCCUGUGUCUGAAGAGAAGACACCUGACGAACUGAAGAAGGACGAAGAAUCGUUAGCUAGAUUACAGCAAAAUAUCUCACAACUCAACCGUGAUGGUCUGGACGACGAACAGAGAGACGAACAUGCUCAACUGCUCGACCGUAUCAACAAGACACUUGAUGUUCUCAAGCAGCGUCGAAGUGCACUGGAGGACGAACUUUCUAAACGAGCAGCCGAACAACAACUGGCAGAUACCAUCACACCGAUAUCCACACGAUUAGUCCAACUUGUCAACGAUGCUAAUCGGCUGUUGGGAGAUGCAGAAGGAGUACCAGCACAAUAUAGACCAACUGCAGAAGAUUUGGUUGAUGAAUGCAAGAAGGCCGAAACUCUUCUGCAGGAUGCACCAAAAUCGCAUCCUUCUGUGCAAGCCCUCGAAGCAGUCCUAUCUCCCGCUCAAAGCAUGAUCCCUGUCUUGCAAGAACGCGCCAACAACUGGGAUGCAUUUGUGCGCAUAAGAGAAGAAGCGGACAUUGAACUGGACAAAUUGCGAAAGCCACUCGACGAAGUCUUGGCAAAACCAAGAAGAUCUACCAAUGACGCUAAGAAAGACUUCGAUGUUAUUUCUGAGGAGAGGAAAAAGACGAAUAUUCUCAACGACAAAGUUCGUCAACUUCAACAGCUUUCUGAACUUCUCGAUCCUCUUGAGAGCGCCUAUGCCGACGUUCGAUUCAUCGACGUUGACGCAGAACAGAUGGAGAAGCAGUAUGAUGACGUACUGAAUGAGAUGUCAUCUGAAAUCGAGGACGAGAAUCUGCUCUGUGACUCUGUAGAUCACUUCAACACCGAGAUGAAUUCUAUCUCUGAUCUGCUAUCCAAAGAGCCCACCAAAGAGAAUAUUGCAAAUGUCGAACAAUUCCAACUUCCGGCACUUCGAGCACAACUAGCGAUGCUGAAGGAGAAACAAGACGAGGCAAAUCAUGCUCGUAAGCAUGUGGAUCCAGACUCCUCUCGCUUCGCUGCCCUAGAAGAUCGUAUGAAGAGCCUUGACUCGAUGCUAGAAGAUGCCAAGAAAGCCACUGAGAAGGACGAACAGGAGCGUAUCAUCGUCAUGAUUACUGUACGACUCUCGCAACUUGAAACGCUUCCUCUCCAUGAGCUUACCGAAGAUUCACUGAAUGAGGUGGAGAACCAACUUCAGAAUCUUCCUAAGGACAAGGCUGAACAGCUACAGAAGCAAAUCGAGGACUUGCGAAAUGCCAAGAAGCAACAGGAUGACACUAUUCGUGACACUGCUCAACGCUUGGCACAAAUCGAAGAUGCAAUUGCUGCACUUCCAACAGCUCAAGACAUUCCGACACUCGAAGACAAACUUGCACGAAUGCGUGAAAUUCGCGAAAGUCUACUGAAUUUGCCGAUUACUGCUGAGAAGGAUGUUGACGAUAGGGCAGAGAAUGAUAGGAAGAAAGUCGACGAAAUGACGAAACAUGAUGAAGAACAACUUCAGAAUAUGUUGACUGAACGCGAUCUUCGCAACACUGCGGUUCAAUCGCUUGAUCAACUCGAACAAGACGUUGCGGACAUCGAACAAAGCUUGCCCGUUCCAUCGACAUCCUCUAAUGAUGUUAUAGCGUUCCAGCAGAAUAGAAUACCAAAACUGACAGCAAGAGUAGACGCGAUCGCUGACAUUCCUGCUGACUUACUGCCAAAGAAGGAAGAACUUUCGCAUAGAAUCGAUGACGUCAAUAAGAAAUUGGACGAUCAAGUUAAUGACCUGAAACGAUUCGAAGACAAGACCAUCGAACUACAGAAUGUUGUCGACGAGUGUCGUGGCAAGAUGAAGAAGCUAGAGUUACCAGAACCCAUCGAUACUGCUCAGAAAGAUGCUGAAGACCUGUCGGCAAUUCUAGCCACAAUCGAGGCAAUUCCUCAGGAAGAACUGUCGCCGCGAAAUCAACUGGCUCGUGAUGCAAGCACCAUCAAGCAACAGGCUAAGGAGCAACUUUCUACACUGCGAAAAGCUCUUGACGAUGAAGAAAAGGCUCGUGAAAGACAGGACGAGGUGAAGAACAGAUUGUCAGCCAUUGCCGACAGCCUAAACAAGGUUGAUCCGCAAAAUGUUGAAUCUGCGCAGCAGCUGGUUUCAAGCCUUGAGCCUGAACUGCAGAAGCUGACUGGCAUCGCUGACACAUGUAAUGAAUUCGCUAACACUUCAUCUCCUGUUGUGAGCCACGAUGAUCUCGACAAAACGCUUCCUGAUCAAGUACGGGAAUUGCAGAAGAAGUGUGAAGAUGUGAAGACAAAGGCCGAACAACAAGCAAAGUUGAACGCCGUCGCACCUGAAAUCUUGAUGAUCUCGGAAAGUUUGCAGCAGCAACCGGAAGAGAUCCCAUCAAAUCUCAACGAACAACAAUCUGUACUUGAAGAUCUCGAAUCAAAGAAGCAACGCCUCGAAAACCUCUUGCAGACCAUACCAGCCGGCGAUGCAACGGAGGAGUUGAGGCAAAAGAGCGCAUGGGAUUUGUCAAGACUGAAAGACCUUCUGAAGAGACUUGGCGACUCAGUCGGCGACAAGCUGGCUGCGUUAGCCGCUUUCAAUGCCGCACGCAAGGAUGCUGAAGAUCAGCUUCUUGCCAUCACUGGUCCUGUGUCUGAAGAGAAGACACCUGACGAACUGAAGAAGGACGAAGAAUCGUUAGCUAGAUUACAGCAAAAUAUCUCACAACUCAACCGUGAUGGUCUGGACGACGAACAGAGAGACGAACAUGCUCAACUGCUCGACCGUAUCAACAAGACACUUGAUGUUCUCAAGCAGCGUCGAAGUGCACUGGAGGACGAACUUUCUAAACGAGCAGCCGAACAACAACUGGCAGAUACCAUCACACCGAUAUCCACACGAUUAGUCCAACUUGUCAACGAUGCUAAUCGGCUGUUGGGAGAUGCAGAAGGAGUACCAGCACAAUAUAGACCAACUGCAGAAGAUUUGGCUGAUGAAUGCAAGAAGGCCGAAACUCUUCUGCAGGAUGCACCAAAAUCGCAUCCUUCUGUGCAAGCCCUCGAAGCAGUCCUAUCUCCCGCUCAAAGCAUGAUCCCUGUCUUGCAAGAACGCGCCAACAACUGGGAUGCAUUUGUGCGCAUAAGAGAAGAAGCGGACAUUGAACUGGACAAAUUGCGAAAGCCACUCGACGAAGUCUUGGCAAAACCAAGAAGAUCUACCAAUGACGCUAAGAAAGACUUCGAUGUUAUUUCUGAGGAGAGGAAAAAGACGAAUAUUCUCAACGACAAAGUUCGUCAACUUCAACAGCUUUCUGAACUUCUCGAUCCUCUUGAGAGCGCCUAUGCCGACGUUCGAUUCAUCGACGUUGACGCAGAACAGAUGGAGAAGCAGUAUGAUGACGUACUGAAUGAGAUGUCAUCUGAAAUCGAGGACGAGAAUCUGCUCUGUGACUCUGUAGAUCACUUCAACACCGAGAUGAAUUCUAUCUCUGAUCUGCUAUCCAAAGAGCCCACCAAAGAGAAUAUUGCAAAUGUCGAACAAUUCCAACUUCCGGCACUUCGAGCACAACUAGCGAUGCUGAAGGAGAAACAAGACGAGGCAAAUCAUGCUCGUAAGCAUGUGGAUCCAGACUCCUCUCGCUUCGCUGCCCUAGAAGAUCGUAUGAAGAGCCUUGACUCGAUGCUAGAAGAUGCCAAGAAAGCCACUGAGAAGGACGAACAGGAGCGUAUCAUCGUCAUGAUUACUGUACGACUCUCGCAACUUGAAACGCUUCCUCUCCAUGAGCUUACCGAAGAUUCACUGAAUGAGGUGGAGAACCAACUUCAGAAUCUUCCUAAGGACAAGGCUGAACAGCUACAGAAGCAAAUCGAGGACUUGCGAAAUGCCAAGAAGCAACAGGAUGACACUAUUCGUGACACUGCUCAACGCUUGGCACAAAUCGAAGAUGCAAUUGCUGCACUUCCAACAGCUCAAGACAUUCCGACACUCGAAGACAAACUUGCACGAAUGCGUGAAAUUCGCGAAAGUCUACUGAAUUUGCCGAUUACUGCUGAGAAGGAUGUUGACGAUAGGGCAGAGAAUGAUAGGAAGAAAGUCGACGAAAUGACGAAACAUGAUGAAGAACAACUUCAGAAUAUGUUGACUGAACGCGAUCUUCGCAACACUGCGGUUCAAUCGCUUGAUCAACUCGAACAAGACGUUGCGGACAUCGAACAAAGCUUGCCUGUUCCAUCGACAUCCUCUAAUGAUGUUAUGGCGUUCCAGCAGAAUAGAAUACCAAAACUGACAGCAAGAGUAGACGCGAUCGCUGACAUUCCUGCUGACUUACUGCCAAAGAAGGAAGAACUUUCGCAUAGAAUCGAUGACGUCAAUAAGAAAUUGGACGAUCAAGUUAAUGACCUGAAACGAUUCGAAGACAAGACCAUCGAACUACAGAAUGUUGUCGACGAGUGUCGUGGCAAGAUGAAGAAGCUAGAGUUACCAGAACCGAUCGAUACUGCUCAGAAAGAUGCUGAAGACCUGUCGGCAAUUCUAGCCACAAUCGAGGCAAUUCCUCAGGAAGAACUGUCGCCGCGAAAUCAACUGGCUCGUGAUGCAAGCACCAUCAAGCAACAGGCUAAGGAGCAACUUUCUACACUGCGAAAAGCUCUUGACGAUGAAGAAAAGGCUCGUGAAAGACAGGACGAGGUGAAGAACAGAUUGUCAGCCAUUGCCGACAGCCUAAACAAGGUUGAUCCGCAAAAUGUUGAAUCUGCGCAGCAGCUGGUUUCAAGCCUUGAGCCUGAACUGCAGAAGCUGACUGGCAUCGCUGACACAUGUAAUGAAUUCGCUAACACUUCAUCUCCUGUUGUGAGCCACGAUGAUCUCGACAAAACGCUUCCUGAUCAAGUACGGGAAUUGCAGAAGAAGUGUGAAGAUGUGAAGACAAAGGCCGAACAACAAGCAAAGUUGAACGCCGUCGCACCUGAAAUCUUGAUGAUCUCGGAAAGUUUGCAGCAGCAACCGGAAGAGAUCCCAUCAAAUCUCAACGAACAACAAUCUGUACUUGAAGAUCUCGAAUCAAAGAAGCAACGCCUCGAAAACCUCUUGCAGACCAUACCAGCCGGCGAUGCAACGGAGGAGUUGAGGCAAAAGAGCGCAUGGGAUUUGUCAAGACUGAAAGACCUUCUGAAGAGACUUGGCGACUCAGUCGGCGACAAGCUGGCUGCGUUAGCCGCUUUCAAUGCCGCACGCAAGGAUGCUGAAGAUCAGCUUCUUGCCAUCACUGGUCCUGUGUCUGAAGAGAAGACACCUGACGAACUGAAGAAGGACGAAGAAUCGUUAGCUAGAUUACAGCAAAAUAUCUCACAACUCAACCGUGAUGGUCUGGACGACGAACAGAGAGACGAACAUGCUCAACUGCUCGACCGUAUCAACAAGACACUUGAUGUUCUCAAGCAGCGUCGAAGUGCACUGGAGGACGAACUUUCUAAACGAGCAGCCGAACAACAACUGGCAGAUACCAUCACACCGAUAUCCACACGAUUAGUCCAACUUGUCAACGAUGCUAAUCGGCUGUUGGGAGAUGCAGAAGGAGUACCAGCACAAUAUAGACCAACUGCAGAAGAUUUGGCUGAUGAAUGCAAGAAGGCCGAAACUCUUCUGCAGGAUGCACCAAAAUCGCAUCCUUCUGUGCAAGCCCUCGAAGCAGUCCUAUCUCCCGCUCAAAGCAUGAUCCCUGUCUUGCAAGAACGCGCCAACAACUGGGAUGCAUUUGUGCGCAUAAGAGAAGAAGCGGACAUUGAACUGGACAAAUUGCGAAAGCCACUCGACGAAGUCUUGGCAAAACCAAGAAGAUCUACCAAUGACGCUAAGAAAGACUUCGAUGUUAUUUCUGAGGAGAGGAAAAAGACGAAUAUUCUCAACGACAAAGUUCGUCAACUUCAACAGCUUUCUGAACUUCUCGAUCCUCUUGAGAGCGCCUAUGCCGACGUUCGAUUCAUCGACGUUGACGCAGAACAGAUGGAGAAGCAGUAUGAUGACGUACUGAAUGAGAUGUCAUCUGAAAUCGAGGACGAGAAUCUGCUCUGUGACUCUGUAGAUCACUUCAACACCGAGAUGAAUUCUAUCUCUGAUCUGCUAUCCAAAGAGCCCACCAAAGAGAAUAUUGCAAAUGUCGAACAAUUCCAACUUCCGGCACUUCGAGCACAACUAGCGAUGCUGAAGGAGAAACAAGACGAGGCAAAUCAUGCUCGUAAGCAUGUGGAUCCAGACUCCUCUCGCUUCGCUGCCCUAGAAGAUCGUAUGAAGAGCCUUGACUCGAUGCUAGAAGAUGCCAAGAAAGCCACUGAGAAGGACGAACAGGAGCGUAUCAUCGUCAUGAUUACUGUACGACUCUCGCAACUUGAAACGCUUCCUCUCCAUGAGCUUACCGAAGAUUCACUGAAUGAGGUGGAGAACCAACUUCAGAAUCUUCCUAAGGACAAGGCUGAACAGCUACAGAAGCAAAUCGAGGACUUGCGAAAUGCCAAGAAGCAACAGGAUGACACUAUUCGUGACACUGCUCAACGCUUGGCACAAAUCGAAGAUGCAAUUGCUGCACUUCCAACAGCUCAAGACAUUCCGACACUCGAAGACAAACUUGCACGAAUGCGUGAAAUUCGCGAAAGUCUACUGAAUUUGCCGAUUACUGCUGAGAAGGAUGUUGACGAUAGGGCAGAGAAUGAUAGGAAGAAAGUCGACGAAAUGACGAAACAUGAUGAAGAACAACUUCAGAAUAUGUUGACUGAACGCGAUCUUCGCAACACUGCGGUUCAAUCGCUUGAUCAACUCGAACAAGACGUUGCGGACAUCGAACAAAGCUUGCCUGUUCCAUCGACAUCCUCUAAUGAUGUUAUAGCGUUCCAGCAGAAUAGAAUACCAAAACUGACAGCAAGAGUAGACGCGAUCGCUGACAUUCCUGCUGACUUACUGCCAAAGAAGGAAGAACUUUCGCAUAGAAUCGAUGACGUCAAUAAGAAAUUGGACGAUCAAGUUAAUGACCUGAAACGAUUCGAAGACAAGACCAUCGAACUACAGAAUGUUGUCGACGAGUGUCGUGGCAAGAUGAAGAAGCUAGAGUUACCAGAACCGAUCGAUACUGCUCAGAAAGAUGCUGAAGACCUGUCGGCAAUUCUAGCCACAAUCGAGGCAAUUCCUCAGGAAGAACUGUCGCCGCGAAAUCAACUGGCUCGUGAUGCAAGCACCAUCAAGCAACAGGCUAAGGAGCAACUUUCUACACUGCGAAAAGCUCUUGACGAUGAAGAAAAGGCUCGUGAAAGACAGGACGAGGUGAAGAACAGAUUGUCAGCCAUUGCCGACAGCCUAAACAAGGUUGAUCCGCAAAAUGUUGAAUCUGCGCAGCAGCUGGUUUCAAGCCUUGAGCCUGAACUGCAGAAGCUGACUGGCAUCGCUGACACAUGUAAUGAAUUCGCUAACACUUCAUCUCCUGUUGUGAGCCACGAUGAUCUCGACAAAACGCUUCCUGAUCAAGUACGGGAAUUGCAGAAGAAGUGUGAAGAUGUGAAGACAAAGGCCGAACAACAAGCAAAGUUGAACGCCGUCGCACCUGAAAUCUUGAUGAUCUCGGAAAGUUUGCAGCAGCAACCGGAAGAGAUCCCAUCAAAUCUCAACGAACAACAAUCUGUACUUGAAGAUCUCGAAUCAAAGAAGCAACGCCUCGAAAACCUCUUGCAGACCAUACCAGCCGGCGAUGCAACGGAGGAGUUGAGGCAAAAGAGCGCAUGGGAUUUGUCAAGACUGAAAGACCUUCUGAAGAGACUUGGCGACUCAGUCGGCGACAAGCUGGCUGCGUUAGCCGCUUUCAAUGCCGCACGCAAGGAUGCUGAAGAUCAGCUUCUUGCCAUCACUGGUCCUGUGUCUGAAGAGAAGACACCUGACGAACUGAAGAAGGACGAAGAAUCGUUAGCUAGAUUACAGCAAAAUAUCUCACAACUCAACCGUGAUGGUCUGGACGACGAACAGAGAGACGAACAUGCUCAACUGCUCGACCGUAUCAACAAGACACUUGAUGUUCUCAAGCAGCGUCGAAGUGCACUGGAGGACGAACUUUCUAAACGAGCAGCCGAACAACAACUGGCAGAUACCAUCACACCGAUAUCCACACGAUUAGUCCAACUUGUCAACGAUGCUAAUCGGCUGUUGGGAGAUGCAGAAGGAGUACCAGCACAAUAUAGACCAACUGCAGAAGAUUUGGCUGAUGAAUGCAAGAAGGCCGAAACUCUUCUGCAGGAUGCACCAAAAUCGCAUCCUUCUGUGCAAGCCCUCGAAGCAGUCCUAUCUCCCGCUCAAAGCAUGAUCCCUGUCUUGCAAGAACGCGCCAACAACUGGGAUGCAUUUGUGCGCAUAAGAGAAGAAGCGGACAUUGAACUGGACAAAUUGCGAAAGCCACUCGACGAAGUCUUGGCAAAACCAAGAAGAUCUACCAAUGACGCUAAGAAAGACUUCGAUGUUAUUUCUGAGGAGAGGAAAAAGACGAAUAUUCUCAACGACAAAGUUCGUCAACUUCAACAGCUUUCUGAACUUCUCGAUCCUCUUGAGAGCGCCUAUGCCGACGUUCGAUUCAUCGACGUUGACGCAGAACAGAUGGAGAAGCAGUAUGAUGACGUACUGAAUGAGAUGUCAUCUGAAAUCGAGGACGAGAAUCUGCUCUGUGACUCUGUAGAUCACUUCAACACCGAGAUGAAUUCUAUCUCUGAUCUGCUAUCCAAAGAGCCCACCAAAGAGAAUAUUGCAAAUGUCGAACAAUUCCAACUUCCGGCACUUCGAGCACAACUAGCGAUGCUGAAGGAGAAACAAGACGAGGCAAAUCAUGCUCGUAAGCAUGUGGAUCCAGACUCCUCUCGCUUCGCUGCCCUAGAAGAUCGUAUGAAGAGCCUUGACUCGAUGCUAGAAGAUGCCAAGAAAGCCACUGAGAAGGACGAACAGGAGCGUAUCAUCGUCAUGAUUACUGUACGACUCUCGCAACUUGAAACGCUUCCUCUCCAUGAGCUUACCGAAGAUUCACUGAAUGAGGUGGAGAACCAACUUCAGAAUCUUCCUAAGGACAAGGCUGAACAGCUACAGAAGCAAAUCGAGGACUUGCGAAAUGCCAAGAAGCAACAGGAUGACACUAUUCGUGACACUGCUCAACGCUUGGCACAAAUCGAAGAUGCAAUUGCUGCACUUCCAACAGCUCAAGACAUUCCGACACUCGAAGACAAACUUGCACGAAUGCGUGAAAUUCGCGAAAGUCUACUGAAUUUGCCGAUUACUGCUGAGAAGGAUGUUGACGAUAGGGCAGAGAAUGAUAGGAAGAAAGUCGACGAAAUGACGAAACAUGAUGAAGAACAACUUCAGAAUAUGUUGACUGAACGCGAUCUUCGCAACACUGCGGUUCAAUCGCUUGAUCAACUCGAACAAGACGUUGCGGACAUCGAACAAAGCUUGCCUGUUCCAUCGACAUCCUCUAAUGAUGUUAUAGCGUUCCAGCAGAAUAGAAUACCAAAACUGACAGCAAGAGUAGACGCGAUCGCUGACAUUCCUGCUGACUUACUGCCAAAGAAGGAAGAACUUUCGCAUAGAAUCGAUGACGUCAAUAAGAAAUUGGACGAUCAAGUUAAUGACCUGAAACGAUUCGAAGACAAGACCAUCGAACUACAGAAUGUUGUCGACGAGUGUCGUGGCAAGAUGAAGAAGCUAGAGUUACCAGAACCGAUCGAUACUGCUCAGAAAGAUGCUGAAGACCUGUCGGCAAUUCUAGCCACAAUCGAGGCAAUUCCUCAGGAAGAACUGUCGCCGCGAAAUCAACUGGCUCGUGAUGCAAGCACCAUCAAGCAACAGGCUAAGGAGCAACUUUCUACACUGCGAAAAGCUCUUGACGAUGAAGAAAAGGCUCGUGAAAGACAGGACGAGGUGAAGAACAGAUUGUCAGCCAUUGCCGACAGCCUAAACAAGGUUGAUCCGCAAAAUGUUGAAUCUGCGCAGCAGCUGGUUUCAAGCCUUGAGCCUGAACUGCAGAAGCUGACUGGCAUCGCUGACACAUGUAAUGAAUUCGCUAACACUUCAUCUCCUGUUGUGAGCCACGAUGAUCUCGACAAAACGCUUCCUGAUCAAGUACGGGAAUUGCAGAAGAAGUGUGAAGAUGUGAAGACAAAGGCCGAACAACAAGCAAAGUUGAACGCCGUCGCACCUGAAAUCUUGAUGAUCUCGGAAAGUUUGCAGCAGCAACCGGAAGAGAUCCCAUCAAAUCUCAACGAACAACAAUCUGUACUUGAAGAUCUCGAAUCAAAGAAGCAACGCCUCGAAAACCUCUUGCAGACCAUACCAGCCGGCGAUGCAACGGAGGAGUUGAGGCAAAAGAGCGCAUGGGAUUUGUCAAGACUGAAAGACCUUCUGAAGAGACUUGGCGACUCAGUCGGCGACAAGCUGGCUGCGUUAGCCGCUUUCAAUGCCGCACGCAAGGAUGCUGAAGAUCAGCUUCUUGCCAUCACUGGUCCUGUGUCUGAAGAGAAGACACCUGACGAACUGAAGAAGGACGAAGAAUCGUUAGCUAGAUUACAGCAAAAUAUCUCACAACUCAACCGUGAUGGUCUGGACGACGAACAGAGAGACGAACAUGCUCAACUGCUCGACCGUAUCAACAAGACACUUGAUGUUCUCAAGCAGCGUCGAAGUGCACUGGAGGACGAACUUUCUAAACGAGCAGCCGAACAACAACUGGCAGAUACCAUCACACCGAUAUCCACACGAUUAGUCCAACUUGUCAACGAUGCUAAUCGGCUGUUGGGAGAUGCAGAAGGAGUACCAGCACAAUAUAGACCAACUGCAGAAGAUUUGGCUGAUGAAUGCAAGAAGGCCGAAACUCUUCUGCAGGAUGCACCAAAAUCGCAUCCUUCUGUGCAAGCCCUCGAAGCAGUCCUAUCUCCCGCUCAAAGCAUGAUCCCUGUCUUGCAAGAACGCGCCAACAACUGGGAUGCAUUUGUGCGCAUAAGAGAAGAAGCGGACAUUGAACUGGACAAAUUGCGAAAGCCACUCGACGAAGUCUUGGCAAAACCAAGAAGAUCUACCAAUGACGCUAAGAAAGACUUCGAUGUUAUUUCUGAGGAGAGGAAAAAGACGAAUAUUCUCAACGACAAAGUUCGUCAACUUCAACAGCUUUCUGAACUUCUCGAUCCUCUUGAGAGCGCCUAUGCCGACGUUCGAUUCAUCGACGUUGACGCAGAACAGAUGGAGAAGCAGUAUGAUGACGUACUGAAUGAGAUGUCAUCUGAAAUCGAGGACGAGAAUCUGCUCUGUGACUCUGUAGAUCACUUCAACACCGAGAUGAAUUCUAUCUCUGAUCUGCUAUCCAAAGAGCCCACCAAAGAGAAUAUUGCAAAUGUCGAACAAUUCCAACUUCCGGCACUUCGAGCACAACUAGCGAUGCUGAAGGAGAAACAAGACGAGGCAAAUCAUGCUCGUAAGCAUGUGGAUCCAGACUCCUCUCGCUUCGCUGCCCUAGAAGAUCGUAUGAAGAGCCUUGACUCGAUGCUAGAAGAUGCCAAGAAAGCCACUGAGAAGGACGAACAGGAGCGUAUCAUCGUCAUGAUUACUGUACGACUCUCGCAACUUGAAACGUUUCCUCUCCAUGAGCUUACCGAAGAUUCACUGAAUGAGGUGGAGAACCAACUUCAGAAUCUUCCUAAGGACAAGGCUGAACAGCUACAGAAGCAAAUCGAGGACUUGCGAAAUGCCAAGAAGCAACAGGAUGACACUAUUCGUGACACUGCUCAACGCUUGGCACAAAUCGAAGAUGCAAUUGCUGCACUUCCAACAGCUCAAGACAUUCCGACACUCGAAGACAAACUUGCACGAAUGCGUGAAAUUCGCGAAAGUCUACUGAAUUUGCCGAUUACUGCUGAGAAGGAUGUUGACGAUAGGGCAGAGAAUGAUAGGAAGAAAGUCGACGAAAUGACGAAACAUGAUGAAGAACAACUUCAGAAUAUGUUGACUGAACGCGAUCUUCGCAACACUGCGGUUCAAUCGCUUGAUCAACUCGAACAAGACGUUGCGGACAUCGAACAAAGCUUGCCUGUUCCAUCGACAUCCUCUAAUGAUGUUAUAGCGUUCCAGCAGAAUAGAAUACCAAAACUGACAGCAAGAGUAGACGCGAUCGCUGACAUUCCUGCUGACUUACUGCCAAAGAAGGAAGAACUUUCGCAUAGAAUCGAUGACGUCAAUAAGAAAUUGGACGAUCAAGUUAAUGACCUGAAACGAUUCGAAGACAAGACCAUCGAACUACAGAAUGUUGUCGACGAGUGUCGUGGCAAGAUGAAGAAGCUAGAGUUACCAGAACCGAUCGAUACUGCUCAGAAAGAUGCUGAAGACCUGUCGGCAAUUCUAGCCACAAUCGAGGCAAUUCCUCAGGAAGAACUGUCGCCGCGAAAUCAACUGGCUCGUGAUGCAAGCACCAUCAAGCAACAGGCUAAGGAGCAACUUUCUACACUGCGAAAAGCUCUUGACGAUGAAGAAAAGGCUCGUGAAAGACAGGACGAGGUGAAGAACAGAUUGUCAGCCAUUGCCGACAGCCUAAACAAGGUUGAUCCGCAAAAUGUUGAAUCUGCGCAGCAGCUGGUUUCAAGCCUUGAGCCUGAACUGCAGAAGCUGACUGGCAUCGCUGACACAUGUAAUGAAUUCGCUAACACUUCAUCUCCUGUUGUGAGCCACGAUGAUCUCGACAAAACGCUUCCUGAUCAAGUACGGGAAUUGCAGAAGAAGUGUGAAGAUGUGAAGACAAAGGCCGAACAACAAGCAAAGUUGAACGCCGUCGCACCUGAAAUCUUGAUGAUCUCGGAAAGUUUGCAGCAGCAACCGGAAGAGAUCCCAUCAAAUCUCAACGAACAACAAUCUGUACUUGAAGAUCUCGAAUCAAAGAAGCAACGCCUCGAAAACCUCUUGCAGACCAUACCAGCCGGCGAUGCAACGGAGGAGUUGAGGCAAAAGAGCGCAUGGGAUUUGUCAAGACUGAAAGACCUUCUGAAGAGACUUGGCGACUCAGUCGGCGACAAGCUGGCUGCGUUAGCCGCUUUCAAUGCCGCACGCAAGGAUGCUGAAGAUCAGCUUCUUGCCAUCACUGGUCCUGUGUCUGAAGAGAAGACACCUGACGAACUGAAGAAGGACGAAGAAUCGUUAGCUAGAUUACAGCAAAAUAUCUCACAACUCAACCGUGAUGGUCUGGACGACGAACAGAGAGACGAACAUGCUCAACUGCUCGACCGUAUCAACAAGACACUUGAUGUUCUCAAGCAGCGUCGAAGUGCACUGGAGGACGAACUUUCUAAACGAGCAGCCGAACAACAACUGGCAGAUACCAUCACACCGAUAUCCACACGAUUAGUCCAACUUGUCAACGAUGCUAAUCGGCUGUUGGGAGAUGCAGAAGGAGUACCAGCACAAUAUAGACCAACUGCAGAAGAUUUGGCUGAUGAAUGCAAGAAGGCCGAAACUCUUCUGCAGGAUGCACCAAAAUCGCAUCCUUCUGUGCAAGCCCUCGAAGCAGUCCUAUCUCCCGCUCAAAGCAUGAUCCCUGUCUUGCAAGAACGCGCCAACAACUGGGAUGCAUUUGUGCGCAUAAGAGAAGAUGCGGACAUUGAACUGGACAAAUUGCGAAAGCCACUCGACGAAGUCUUGGCAAAACCAAGAAGAUCUACCAAUGACGCUAAGAAAGACUUCGAUGUUAUUUCUGAGGAGAGGAAAAAGACGAAUAUUCUCAACGACAAAGUUCGUCAACUUCAACAGCUUUCUGAACUUCUCGAUCCUCUUGAGAGCGCCUAUGCCGACGUUCGAUUCAUCGACGUUGACGCAGAACAGAUGGAGAAGCAGUAUGAUGACGUACUGAAUGAGAUGUCAUCUGAAAUCGAGGACGAGAAUCUGCUCUGUGACUCUGUAGAUCACUUCAACACCGAGAUGAAUUCUAUCUCUGAUCUGCUAUCCAAAGAGCCCACCAAAGAGAAUAUUGCAAAUGUCGAACAAUUCCAACUUCCGGCACUUCGAGCACAACUAGCGAUGCUGAAGGAGAAACAAGACGAGGCAAAUCAUGCUCGUAAGCAUGUGGAUCCAGACUCCUCUCGCUUCGCUGCCCUAGAAGAUCGUAUGAAGAGCCUUGACUCGAUGCUAGAAGAUGCCAAGAAAGCCACUGAGAAGGACGAACAGGAGCGUAUCAUCGUCAUGAUUACUGUACGACUCUCGCAACUUGAAACGCUUCCUCUCCAUGAGCUUACCGAAGAUUCACUGAAUGAGGUGGAGAACCAACUUCAGAAUCUUCCUAAGGACAAGGCUGAACAGCUACAGAAGCAAAUCGAGGACUUGCGAAAUGCCAAGAAGCAACAGGAUGACACUAUUCGUGACACUGCUCAACGCUUGGCACAAAUCGAAGAUGCAAUUGCUGCACUUCCAACAGCUCAAGACAUUCCGACACUCGAAGACAAACUUGCACGAAUGCGUGAAAUUCGCGAAAGUCUACUGAAUUUGCCGAUUACUGCUGAGAAGGAUGUUGACGAUAGGGCAGAGAAUGAUAGGAAGAAAGUCGACGAAAUGACGAAACAUGAUGAAGAACAACUUCAGAAUAUGUUGACUGAACGCGAUCUUCGCAACACUGCGGUUCAAUCGCUUGAUCAACUCGAACAAGACGUUGCGGACAUCGAACAAAGCUUGCCUGUUCCAUCGACAUCCUCUAAUGAUGUUAUAGCGUUCCAGCAGAAUAGAAUACCAAAACUGACAGCAAGAGUAGACGCGAUCGCUGACAUUCCUGCUGACUUACUGCCAAAGAAGGAAGAACUUUCGCAUAGAAUCGAUGACGUCAAUAAGAAAUUGGACGAUCAAGUUAAUGACCUGAAACGAUUCGAAGACAAGACCAUCGAACUACAGAAUGUUGUCGACGAGUGUCGUGGCAAGAUGAAGAAGCUAGAGUUACCAGAACCGAUCGAUACUGCUCAGAAAGAUGCUGAAGACCUGUCGGCAAUUCUAGCCACAAUCGAGGCAAUUCCUCAGGAAGAACUGUCGCCGCGAAAUCAACUGGCUCGUGAUGCAAGCACCAUCAAGCAACAGGCUAAGGAGCAACUUUCUACACUGCGAAAAGCUCUUGACGAUGAAGAAAAGGCUCGUGAAAGACAGGACGAGGUGAAGAACAGAUUGUCAGCCAUUGCCGACAGCCUAAACAAGGUUGAUCCGCAAAAUGUUGAAUCUGCGCAGCAGCUGGUUUCAAGCCUUGAGCCUGAACUGCAGAAGCUGACUGGCAUCGCUGACACAUGUAAUGAAUUCGCUAACACUUCAUCUCCUGUUGUGAGCCACGAUGAUCUCGACAAAACGCUUCCUGAUCAAGUACGGGAAUUGCAGAAGAAGUGUGAAGAUGUGAAGACAAAGGCCGAACAACAAGCAAAGUUGAACGCCGUCGCACCUGAAAUCUUGAUGAUCUCGGAAAGUUUGCAGCAGCAACCGGAAGAGAUCCCAUCAAAUCUCAACGAACAACAAUCUGUACUUGAAGAUCUCGAAUCAAAGAAGCAACGCCUCGAAAACCUCUUGCAGACCAUACCAGCCGGCGAUGCAACGGAGGAGUUGAGGCAAAAGAGCGCAUGGGAUUUGUCAAGACUGAAAGACCUUCUGAAGAGACUUGGCGACUCAGUCGGCGACAAGCUGGCUGCGUUAGCCGCUUUCAAUGCCGCACGCAAGGAUGCUGAAGAUCAGCUUCUUGCCAUCACUGGUCCUGUGUCUGAAGAGAAGACACCUGACGAACUGAAGAAGGACGAAGAAUCGUUAGCUAGAUUACAGCAAAAUAUCUCACAACUCAACCGUGAUGGUCUGGACGACGAACAGAGAGACGAACAUGCUCAACUGCUCGACCGUAUCAACAAGACACUUGAUGUUCUCAAGCAGCGUCGAAGUGCACUGGAGGACGAACUUUCUAAACGAGCAGCCGAACAACAACUGGCAGAUACCAUCACACCGAUAUCCACACGAUUAGUCCAACUUGUCAACGAUGCUAAUCGGCUGUUGGGAGAUGCAGAAGGAGUACCAGCACAAUAUAGACCAACUGCAGAAGAUUUGGCUGAUGAAUGCAAGAAGGCCGAAACUCUUCUGCAGGAUGCACCAAAAUCGCAUCCUUCUGUGCAAGCCCUCGAAGCAGUCCUAUCUCCCGCUCAAAGCAUGAUCCCUGUCUUGCAAGAACGCGCCAACAACUGGGAUGCAUUUGUGCGCAUAAGAGAAGAUGCGGACAUUGAACUGGACAAAUUGCGAAAGCCACUCGACGAAGUCUUGGCAAAACCAAGAAGAUCUACCAAUGACGCUAAGAAAGACUUCGAUGUUAUUUCUGAGGAGAGGAAAAAGACGAAUAUUCUCAACGACAAAGUUCGUCAACUUCAACAGCUUUCUGAACUUCUCGAUCCUCUUGAGAGCGCCUAUGCCGACGUUCGAUUCAUCGACGUUGACGCAGAACAGAUGGAGAAGCAGUAUGAUGACGUACUGAAUGAGAUGUCAUCUGAAAUCGAGGACGAGAAUCUGCUCUGUGACUCUGUAGAUCACUUCAACACCGAGAUGAAUUCUAUCUCUGAUCUGCUAUCCAAAGAGCCCACCAAAGAGAAUAUUGCAAAUGUCGAACAAUUCCAACUUCCGGCACUUCGAGCACAACUAGCGAUGCUGAAGGAGAAACAAGACGAGGCAAAUCAUGCUCGUAAGCAUGUGGAUCCAGACUCCUCUCGCUUCGCUGCCCUAGAAGAUCGUAUGAAGAGCCUUGACUCGAUGCUAGAAGAUGCCAAGAAAGCCACUGAGAAGGACGAACAGGAGCGUAUCAUCGUCAUGAUUACUGUACGACUCUCGCAACUUGAAACGCUUCCUCUCCAUGAGCUUACCGAAGAUUCACUGAAUGAGGUGGAGAACCAACUUCAGAAUCUUCCUAAGGACAAGGCUGAACAGCUACAGAAGCAAAUCGAGGACUUGCGAAAUGCCAAGAAGCAACAGGAUGACACUAUUCGUGACACUGCUCAACGCUUGGCACAAAUCGAAGAUGCAAUUGCUGCACUUCCAACAGCUCAAGACAUUCCGACACUCGAAGACAAACUUGCACGAAUGCGUGAAAUUCGCGAAAGUCUACUGAAUUUGCCGAUUACUGCUGAGAAGGAUGUUGACGAUAGGGCAGAGAAUGAUAGGAAGAAAGUCGACGAAAUGACGAAACAUGAUGAAGAACAACUUCAGAAUAUGUUGACUGAACGCGAUCUUCGCAACACUGCGGUUCAAUCGCUUGAUCAACUCGAACAAGACGUUGCGGACAUCGAACAAAGCUUGCCUGUUCCAUCGACAUCCUCUAAUGAUGUUAUAGCGUUCCAGCAGAAUAGAAUACCAAAACUGACAGCAAGAGUAGACGCGAUCGCUGACAUUCCUGCUGACUUACUGCCAAAGAAGGAAGAACUUUCGCAUAGAAUCGAUGACGUCAAUAAGAAAUUGGACGAUCAAGUUAAUGACCUGAAACGAUUCGAAGACAAGACCAUCGAACUACAGAAUGUUGUCGACGAGUGUCGUGGCAAGAUGAAGAAGCUAGAGUUACCAGAACCGAUCGAUACUGCUCAGAAAGAUGCUGAAGACCUGUCGGCAAUUCUAGCCACAAUCGAGGCAAUUCCUCAGGAAGAACUGUCGCCGCGAAAUCAACUGGCUCGUGAUGCAAGCACCAUCAAGCAACAGGCUAAGGAGCAACUUUCUACACUGCGAAAAGCUCUUGACGAUGAAGAAAAGGCUCGUGAAAGACAGGACGAGGUGAAGAACAGAUUGUCAGCCAUUGCCGACAGCCUAAACAAGGUUGAUCCGCAAAAUGUUGAAUCUGCGCAGCAGCUGGUUUCAAGCCUUGAGCCUGAACUGCAGAAGCUGACUGGCAUCGCUGACACAUGUAAUGAAUUCGCUAACACUUCAUCUCCUGUUGUGAGCCACGAUGAUCUCGACAAAACGCUUCCUGAUCAAGUACGGGAAUUGCAGAAGAAGUGUGAAGAUGUGAAGACAAAGGCCGAACAACAAGCAAAGUUAAACGCCGUCGCACCUGAAAUCUUGAUGAUCUCGGAAAGUUUGCAGCAGCAACCGGAAGAGAUCCCAUCAAAUCUCAACGAACAACAAUCUGUACUUGAAGAUCUCGAAUCAAAGAAGCAACGCCUCGAAAACCUCUUGCAGACCAUACCAGCCGGCGAUGCAACGGAGGAGUUGAGGCAAAAGAGCGCAUGGGAUUUGUCAAGACUGAAAGACCUUCUGAAGAGACUUGGCGACUCAGUCGGCGACAAGCUGGCUGCGUUAGCCGCUUUCAAUGCCGCACGCAAGGAUGCUGAAGAUCAGCUUCUUGCCAUCACUGGUCCUGUGUCUGAAGAGAAGACACCUGACGAACUGAAGAAGGACGAAGAAUCGUUAGCUAGAUUACAGCAAAAUAUCUCACAACUCAACCGUGAUGGUCUGGACGACGAACAGAGAGACGAACAUGCUCAACUGCUCGACCGUAUCAACAAGACACUUGAUGUUCUCAAGCAGCGUCGAAGUGCACUGGAGGACGAACUUUCUAAACGAGCAGCCGAACAACAACUGGCAGAUACCAUCACACCGAUAUCCACACGAUUAGUCCAACUUGUCAACGAUGCUAAUCGGCUGUUGGGAGAUGCAGAAGGAGUACCAGCACAAUAUAGACCAACUGCAGAAGAUUUGGCUGAUGAAUGCAAGAAGGCCGAAACUCUUCUGCAGGAUGCACCAAAAUCGCAUCCUUCUGUGCAAGCCCUCGAAGCAGUCCUAUCUCCCGCUCAAAGCAUGAUCCCUGUCUUGCAAGAACGCGCCAACAACUGGGAUGCAUUUGUGCGCAUAAGAGAAGAAGCGGACAUUGAACUGGACAAAUUGCGAAAGCCACUCGACGAAGUCUUGGCAAAACCAAGAAGAUCUACCAAUGACGCUAAGAAAGACUUCGAUGUUAUUUCUGAGGAGAGGAAAAAGACGAAUAUUCUCAACGACAAAGUUCGUCAACUUCAACAGCUUUCUGAACUUCUCGAUCCUCUUGAGAGCGCCUAUGCCGACGUUCGAUUCAUCGACGUUGACGCAGAACAGAUGGAGAAGCAGUAUGAUGACGUACUGAAUGAGAUGUCAUCUGAAAUCGAGGACGAGAAUCUGCUCUGUGACUCUGUAGAUCACUUCAACACCGAGAUGAAUUCUAUCUCUGAUCUGCUAUCCAAAGAGCCCACCAAAGAGAAUAUUGCAAAUGUCGAACAAUUCCAACUUCCGGCACUUCGAGCACAACUAGCGAUGCUGAAGGAGAAACAAGACGAGGCAAAUCAUGCUCGUAAGCAUGUGGAUCCAGACUCCUCUCGCUUCGCUGCCCUAGAAGAUCGUAUGAAGAGCCUUGACUCGAUGCUAGAAGAUGCCAAGAAAGCCACUGAGAAGGACGAACAGGAGCGUAUCAUCGUCAUGAUUACUGUACGACUCUCGCAACUUGAAACGCUUCCUCUCCAUGAGCUUACCGAAGAUUCACUGAAUGAGGUGGAGAACCAACUUCAGAAUCUUCCUAAGGACAAGGCUGAACAGCUACAGAAGCAAAUCGAGGACUUGCGAAAUGCCAAGAAGCAACAGGAUGACACUAUUCGUGACACUGCUCAACGCUUGGCACAAAUCGAAGAUGCAAUUGCUGCACUUCCAACAGCUCAAGACAUUCCGACACUCGAAGACAAACUUGCACGAAUGCGUGAAAUUCGCGAAAGUCUACUGAAUUUGCCGAUUACUGCUGAGAAGGAUGUUGACGAUAGGGCAGAGAAUGAUAGGAAGAAAGUCGACGAAAUGACGAAACAUGAUGAAGAACAACUUCAGAAUAUGUUGACUGAACGCGAUCUUCGCAACACUGCGGUUCAAUCGCUUGAUCAACUCGAACAAGACGUUGCGGACAUCGAACAAAGCUUGCCUGUUCCAUCGACAUCCUCUAAUGAUGUUAUAGCGUUCCAGCAGAAUAGAAUACCAAAACUGACAGCAAGAGUAGACGCGAUCGCUGACAUUCCUGCUGACUUACUGCCAAAGAAGGAAGAACUUUCGCAUAGAAUCGAUGACGUCAAUAAGAAAUUGGACGAUCAAGUUAAUGACCUGAAACGAUUCGAAGACAAGACCAUCGAACUACAGAAUGUUGUCGACGAGUGUCGUGGCAAGAUGAAGAAGCUAGAGUUACCAGAACCGAUCGAUACUGCUCAGAAAGAUGCUGAAGACCUGUCGGCAAUUCUAGCCACAAUCGAGGCAAUUCCUCAGGAAGAACUGUCGCCGCGAAAUCAACUGGCUCGUGAUGCAAGCACCAUCAAGCAACAGGCUAAGGAGCAACUUUCUACACUGCGAAAAGCUCUUGACGAUGAAGAAAAGGCUCGUGAAAGACAGGACGAGGUGAAGAACAGAUUGUCAGCCAUUGCCGACAGCCUAAACAAGGUUGAUCCGCAAAAUGUUGAAUCUGCGCAGCAGCUGGUUUCAAGCCUUGAGCCUGAACUGCAGAAGCUGACUGGCAUCGCUGACACAUGUAAUGAAUUCGCUAACACUUCAUCUCCUGUUGUGAGCCACGAUGAUCUCGACAAAACGCUUCCUGAUCAAGUACGGGAAUUGCAGAAGAAGUGUGAAGAUGUGAAGACAAAGGCCGAACAACAAGCAAAGUUGAACGCCGUCGCACCUGAAAUCUUGAUGAUCUCGGAAAGUUUGCAGCAGCAACCGGAAGAGAUCCCAUCAAAUCUCAACGAACAACAAUCUGUACUUGAAGAUCUCGAAUCAAAGAAGCAACGCCUCGAAAACCUCUUGCAGACCAUACCAGCCGGCGAUGCAACGGAGGAGUUGAGGCAAAAGAGCGCAUGGGAUUUGUCAAGACUGAAAGACCUUCUGAAGAGACUUGGCGACUCAGUCGGCGACAAGCUGGCUGCGUUAGCCGCUUUCAAUGCCGCACGCAAGGAUGCUGAAGAUCAGCUUCUUGCCAUCACUGGUCCUGUGUCUGAAGAGAAGACACCUGACGAACUGAAGAAGGACGAAGAAUCGUUAGCUAGAUUACAGCAAAAUAUCUCACAACUCAACCGUGAUGGUCUGGACGACGAACAGAGAGACGAACAUGCUCAACUGCUCGACCGUAUCAACAAGACACUUGAUGUUCUCAAGCAGCGUCGAAGUGCACUGGAGGACGAACUUUCUAAACGAGCAGCCGAACAACAACUGGCAGAUACCAUCACACCGAUAUCCACACGAUUAGUCCAACUUGUCAACGAUGCUAAUCGGCUGUUGGGAGAUGCAGAAGGAGUACCAGCACAAUAUAGACCAACUGCAGAAGAUUUGGCUGAUGAAUGCAAGAAGGCCGAAACUCUUCUGCAGGAUGCACCAAAAUCGCAUCCUUCUGUGCAAGCCCUCGAAGCAGUCCUAUCUCCCGCUCAAAGCAUGAUCCCUGUCUUGCAAGAACGCGCCAACAACUGGGAUGCAUUUGUGCGCAUAAGAGAAGAAGCGGACAUUGAACUGGACAAAUUGCGAAAGCCACUCGACGAAGUCUUGGCAAAACCAAGAAGAUCUACCAAUGACGCUAAGAAAGACUUCGAUGUUAUUUCUGAGGAGAGGAAAAAGACGAAUAUUCUCAACGACAAAGUUCGUCAACUUCAACAGCUUUCUGAACUUCUCGAUCCUCUUGAGAGCGCCUAUGCCGACGUUCGAUUCAUCGACGUUGACGCAGAACAGAUGGAGAAGCAGUAUGAUGACGUACUGAAUGAGAUGUCAUCUGAAAUCGAGGACGAGAAUCUGCUCUGUGACUCUGUAGAUCACUUCAACACCGAGAUGAAUUCUAUCUCUGAUCUGCUAUCCAAAGAGCCCACCAAAGAGAAUAUUGCAAAUGUCGAACAAUUCCAACUUCCGGCACUUCGAGCACAACUAGCGAUGCUGAAGGAGAAACAAGACGAGGCAAAUCAUGCUCGUAAGCAUGUGGAUCCAGACUCCUCUCGCUUCGCUGCCCUAGAAGAUCGUAUGAAGAGCCUUGACUCGAUGCUAGAAGAUGCCAAGAAAGCCACUGAGAAGGACGAACAGGAGCGUAUCAUCGUCAUGAUUACUGUACGACUCUCGCAACUUGAAACGCUUCCUCUCCAUGAGCUUACCGAAGAUUCACUGAAUGAGGUGGAGAACCAACUUCAGAAUCUUCCUAAGGACAAGGCUGAACAGCUACAGAAGCAAAUCGAGGACUUGCGAAAUGCCAAGAAGCAACAGGAUGACACUAUUCGUGACACUGCUCAACGCUUGGCACAAAUCGAAGAUGCAAUUGCUGCACUUCCAACAGCUCAAGACAUUCCGACACUCGAAGACAAACUUGCACGAAUGCGUGAAAUUCGCGAAAGUCUACUGAAUUUGCCGAUUACUGCUGAGAAGGAUGUUGACGAUAGGGCAGAGAAUGAUAGGAAGAAAGUCGACGAAAUGACGAAACAUGAUGAAGAACAACUUCAGAAUAUGUUGACUGAACGCGAUCUUCGCAACACUGCGGUUCAAUCGCUUGAUCAACUCGAACAAGACGUUGCGGACAUCGAACAAAGCUUGCCUGUUCCAUCGACAUCCUCUAAUGAUGUUAUAGCGUUCCAGCAGAAUAGAAUACCAAAACUGACAGCAAGAGUAGACGCGAUCGCUGACAUUCCUGCUGACUUACUGCCAAAGAAGGAAGAACUUUCGCAUAGAAUCGAUGACGUCAAUAAGAAAUUGGACGAUCAAGUUAAUGACCUGAAACGAUUCGAAGACAAGACCAUCGAACUACAGAAUGUUGUCGACGAGUGUCGUGGCAAGAUGAAGAAGCUAGAGUUACCAGAACCGAUCGAUACUGCUCAGAAAGAUGCUGAAGACCUGUCGGCAAUUCUAGCCACAAUCGAGGCAAUUCCUCAGGAAGAACUGUCGCCGCGAAAUCAACUGGCUCGUGAUGCAAGCACCAUCAAGCAACAGGCUAAGGAGCAACUUUCUACACUGCGAAAAGCUCUUGACGAUGAAGAAAAGGCUCGUGAAAGACAGGACGAGGUGAAGAACAGAUUGUCAGCCAUUGCCGACAGCCUAAACAAGGUUGAUCCGCAAAAUGUUGAAUCUGCGCAGCAGCUGGUUUCAAGCCUUGAGCCUGAACUGCAGAAGCUGACUGGCAUCGCUGACACAUGUAAUGAAUUCGCUAACACUUCAUCUCCUGUUGUGAGCCACGAUGAUCUCGACAAAACGCUUCCUGAUCAAGUACGGGAAUUGCAGAAGAAGUGUGAAGAUGUGAAGACAAAGGCCGAACAACAAGCAAAGUUGAACGCCGUCGCACCUGAAAUCUUGAUGAUCUCGGAAAGUUUGCAGCAGCAACCGGAAGAGAUCCCAUCAAAUCUCAACGAACAACAAUCUGUACUUGAAGAUCUCGAAUCAAAGAAGCAACGCCUCGAAAACCUCUUGCAGACCAUACCAGCCGGCGAUGCAACGGAGGAGUUGAGGCAAAAGAGCGCAUGGGAUUUGUCAAGACUGAAAGACCUUCUGAAGAGACUUGGCGACUCAGUCGGCGACAAGCUGGCUGCGUUAGCCGCUUUCAAUGCCGCACGCAAGGAUGCUGAAGAUCAGCUUCUUGCCAUCACUGGUCCUGUGUCUGAAGAGAAGACACCUGACGAACUGAAGAAGGACGAAGAAUCGUUAGCUAGAUUACAGCAAAAUAUCUCACAACUCAACCGUGAUGGUCUGGACGACGAACAGAGAGACGAACAUGCUCAACUGCUCGACCGUAUCAACAAGACACUUGAUGUUCUCAAGCAGCGUCGAAGUGCACUGGAGGACGAACUUUCUAAACGAGCAGCCGAACAACAACUGGCAGAUACCAUCACACCGAUAUCCACACGAUUAGUCCAACUUGUCAACGAUGCUAAUCGGCUGUUGGGAGAUGCAGAAGGAGUACCAGCACAAUAUAGACCAACUGCAGAAGAUUUGGCUGAUGAAUGCAAGAAGGCCGAAACUCUUCUGCAGGAUGCACCAAAAUCGCAUCCUUCUGUGCAAGCCCUCGAAGCAGUCCUAUCUCCCGCUCAAAGCAUGAUCCCUGUCUUGCAAGAACGCGCCAACAACUGGGAUGCAUUUGUGCGCAUAAGAGAAGAAGCGGACAUUGAACUGGACAAAUUGCGAAAGCCACUCGACGAAGUCUUGGCAAAACCAAGAAGAUCUACCAAUGACGCUAAGAAAGACUUCGAUGUUAUUUCUGAGGAGAGGAAAAAGACGAAUAUUCUCAACGACAAAGUUCGUCAACUUCAACAGCUUUCUGAACUUCUCGAUCCUCUUGAGAGCGCCUAUGCCGACGUUCGAUUCAUCGACGUUGACGCAGAACAGAUGGAGAAGCAGUAUGAUGACGUACUGAAUGAGAUGUCAUCUGAAAUCGAGGACGAGAAUCUGCUCUGUGACUCUGUAGAUCACUUCAACACCGAGAUGAAUUCUAUCUCUGAUCUGCUAUCCAAAGAGCCCACCAAAGAGAAUAUUGCAAAUGUCGAACAAUUCCAACUUCCGGCACUUCGAGCACAACUAGCGAUGCUGAAGGAGAAACAAGACGAGGCAAAUCAUGCUCGUAAGCAUGUGGAUCCAGACUCCUCUCGCUUCGCUGCCCUAGAAGAUCGUAUGAAGAGCCUUGACUCGAUGCUAGAAGAUGCCAAGAAAGCCACUGAGAAGGACGAACAGGAGCGUAUCAUCGUCAUGAUUACUGUACGACUCUCGCAACUUGAAACGCUUCCUCUCCAUGAGCUUACCGAAGAUUCACUGAAUGAGGUGGAGAACCAACUUCAGAAUCUUCCUAAGGACAAGGCUGAACAGCUACAGAAGCAAAUCGAGGACUUGCGAAAUGCCAAGAAGCAACAGGAUGACACUAUUCGUGACACUGCUCAACGCUUGGCACAAAUCGAAGAUGCAAUUGCUGCACUUCCAACAGCUCAAGACAUUCCGACACUCGAAGACAAACUUGCACGAAUGCGUGAAAUUCGCGAAAGUCUACUGAAUUUGCCGAUUACUGCUGAGAAGGAUGUUGACGAUAGGGCAGAGAAUGAUAGGAAGAAAGUCGACGAAAUGACGAAACAUGAUGAAGAACAACUUCAGAAUAUGUUGACUGAACGCGAUCUUCGCAACACUGCGGUUCAAUCGCUUGAUCAACUCGAACAAGACGUUGCGGACAUCGAACAAAGCUUGCCUGUUCCAUCGACAUCCUCUAAUGAUGUUAUAGCGUUCCAGCAGAAUAGAAUACCAAAACUGACAGCAAGAGUAGACGCGAUCGCUGACAUUCCUGCUGACUUACUGCCAAAGAAGGAAGAACUUUCGCAUAGAAUCGAUGACGUCAAUAAGAAAUUGGACGAUCAAGUUAAUGACCUGAAACGAUUCGAAGACAAGACCAUCGAACUACAGAAUGUUGUCGACGAGUGUCGUGGCAAGAUGAAGAAGCUAGAGUUACCAGAACCGAUCGAUACUGCUCAGAAAGAUGCUGAAGACCUGUCGGCAAUUCUAGCCACAAUCGAGGCAAUUCCUCAGGAAGAACUGUCGCCGCGAAAUCAACUGGCUCGUGAUGCAAGCACCAUCAAGCAACAGGCUAAGGAGCAACUUUCUACACUGCGAAAAGCUCUUGACGAUGAAGAAAAGGCUCGUGAAAGACAGGACGAGGUGAAGAACAGAUUGUCAGCCAUUGCCGACAGCCUAAACAAGGUUGAUCCGCAAAAUGUUGAAUCUGCGCAGCAGCUGGUUUCAAGCCUUGAGCCUGAACUGCAGAAGCUGACUGGCAUCGCUGACACAUGUAAUGAAUUCGCUAACACUUCAUCUCCUGUUGUGAGCCACGAUGAUCUCGACAAAACGCUUCCUGAUCAAGUACGGGAAUUGCAGAAGAAGUGUGAAGAUGUGAAGACAAAGGCCGAACAACAAGCAAAGUUGAACGCCGUCGCACCUGAAAUCUUGAUGAUCUCGGAAAGUUUGCAGCAGCAACCGGAAGAGAUCCCAUCAAAUCUCAACGAACAACAAUCUGUACUUGAAGAUCUCGAAUCAAAGAAGCAACGCCUCGAAAACCUCUUGCAGACCAUACCAGCCGGCGAUGCAACGGAGGAGUUGAGGCAAAAGAGCGCAUGGGAUUUGUCAAGACUGAAAGACCUUCUGAAGAGACUUGGCGACUCAGUCGGCGACAAGCUGGCUGCGUUAGCCGCUUUCAAUGCCGCACGCAAGGAUGCUGAAGAUCAGCUUCUUGCCAUCACUGGUCCUGUGUCUGAAGAGAAGACACCUGACGAACUGAAGAAGGACGAAGAAUCGUUAGCUAGAUUACAGCAAAAUAUCUCACAACUCAACCGUGAUGGUCUGGACGACGAACAGAGAGACGAACAUGCUCAACUGCUCGACCGUAUCAACAAGACACUUGAUGUUCUCAAGCAGCGUCGAAGUGCACUGGAGGACGAACUUUCUAAACGAGCAGCCGAACAACAACUGGCAGAUACCAUCACACCGAUAUCCACACGAUUAGUCCAACUUGUCAACGAUGCUAAUCGGCUGUUGGGAGAUGCAGAAGGAGUACCAGCACAAUAUAGACCAACUGCAGAAGAUUUGGCUGAUGAAUGCAAGAAGGCCGAAACUCUUCUGCAGGAUGCACCAAAAUCGCAUCCUUCUGUGCAAGCCCUCGAAGCAGUCCUAUCUCCCGCUCAAAGCAUGAUCCCUGUCUUGCAAGAACGCGCCAACAACUGGGAUGCAUUUGUGCGCAUAAGAGAAGAAGCGGACAUUGAACUGGACAAAUUGCGAAAGCCACUCGACGAAGUCUUGGCAAAACCAAGAAGAUCUACCAAUGACGCUAAGAAAGACUUCGAUGUUAUUUCUGAGGAGAGGAAAAAGACGAAUAUUCUCAACGACAAAGUUCGUCAACUUCAACAGCUUUCUGAACUUCUCGAUCCUCUUGAGAGCGCCUAUGCCGACGUUCGAUUCAUCGACGUUGACGCAGAACAGAUGGAGAAGCAGUAUGAUGACGUACUGAAUGAGAUGUCAUCUGAAAUCGAGGACGAGAAUCUGCUCUGUGACUCUGUAGAUCACUUCAACACCGAGAUGAAUUCUAUCUCUGAUCUGCUAUCCAAAGAGCCCACCAAAGAGAAUAUUGCAAAUGUCGAACAAUUCCAACUUCCGGCACUUCGAGCACAACUAGCGAUGCUGAAGGAGAAACAAGACGAGGCAAAUCAUGCUCGUAAGCAUGUGGAUCCAGACUCCUCUCGCUUCGCUGCCCUAGAAGAUCGUAUGAAGAGCCUUGACUCGAUGCUAGAAGAUGCCAAGAAAGCCACUGAGAAGGACGAACAGGAGCGUAUCAUCGUCAUGAUUACUGUACGACUCUCGCAACUUGAAACGCUUCCUCUCCAUGAGCUUACCGAAGAUUCACUGAAUGAGGUGGAGAACCAACUUCAGAAUCUUCCUAAGGACAAGGCUGAACAGCUACAGAAGCAAAUCGAGGACUUGCGAAAUGCCAAGAAGCAACAGGAUGACACUAUUCGUGACACUGCUCAACGCUUGGCACAAAUCGAAGAUGCAAUUGCUGCACUUCCAACAGCUCAAGACAUUCCGACACUCGAAGACAAACUUGCACGAAUGCGUGAAAUUCGCGAAAGUCUACUGAAUUUGCCGAUUACUGCUGAGAAGGAUGUUGACGAUAGGGCAGAGAAUGAUAGGAAGAAAGUCGACGAAAUGACGAAACAUGAUGAAGAACAACUUCAGAAUAUGUUGACUGAACGCGAUCUUCGCAACACUGCGGUUCAAUCGCUUGAUCAACUCGAACAAGACGUUGCGGACAUCGAACAAAGCUUGCCUGUUCCAUCGACAUCCUCUAAUGAUGUUAUAGCGUUCCAGCAGAAUAGAAUACCAAAACUGACAGCAAGAGUAGACGCGAUCGCUGACAUUCCUGCUGACUUACUGCCAAAGAAGGAAGAACUUUCGCAUAGAAUCGAUGACGUCAAUAAGAAAUUGGACGAUCAAGUUAAUGACCUGAAACGAUUCGAAGACAAGACCAUCGAACUACAGAAUGUUGUCGACGAGUGUCGUGGCAAGAUGAAGAAGCUAGAGUUACCAGAACCGAUCGAUACUGCUCAGAAAGAUGCUGAAGACCUGUCGGCAAUUCUAGCCACAAUCGAGGCAAUUCCUCAGGAAGAACUGUCGCCGCGAAAUCAACUGGCUCGUGAUGCAAGCACCAUCAAGCAACAGGCUAAGGAGCAACUUUCUACACUGCGAAAAGCUCUUGACGAUGAAGAAAAGGCUCGUGAAAGACAGGACGAGGUGAAGAACAGAUUGUCAGCCAUUGCCGACAGCCUAAACAAGGUUGAUCCGCAAAAUGUUGAAUCUGCGCAGCAGCUGGUUUCAAGCCUUGAGCCUGAACUGCAGAAGCUGACUGGCAUCGCUGACACAUGUAAUGAAUUCGCUAACACUUCAUCUCCUGUUGUGAGCCACGAUGAUCUCGACAAAACGCUUCCUGAUCAAGUACGGGAAUUGCAGAAGAAGUGUGAAGAUGUGAAGACAAAGGCCGAACAACAAGCAAAGUUGAACGCCGUCGCACCUGAAAUCUUGAUGAUCUCGGAAAGUUUGCAGCAGCAACCGGAAGAGAUCCCAUCAAAUCUCAACGAACAACAAUCUGUACUUGAAGAUCUCGAAUCAAAGAAGCAACGCCUCGAAAACCUCUUGCAGACCAUACCAGCCGGCGAUGCAACGGAGGAGUUGAGGCAAAAGAGCGCAUGGGAUUUGUCAAGACUGAAAGACCUUCUGAAGAGACUUGGCGACUCAGUCGGCGACAAGCUGGCUGCGCUAGCCGCUUUCAAUGCCGCACGCAAGGAUGCUGAAGAUCAGCUUCUUGCCAUCACUGGUCCUGUGUCUGAAGAGAAGACACCUGACGAACUGAAGAAGGACGAAGAAUCGUUAGCUAGAUUACAGCAAAAUAUCUCACAACUCAACCGUGAUGGUCUGGACGACGAACAGAGAGACGAACAUGCUCAACUGCUCGACCGUAUCAACAAGACACUUGAUGUUCUCAAGCAGCGUCGAAGUGCACUGGAGGACGAACUUUCUAAACGAGCAGCCGAACAACAACUGGCAGAUACCAUCACACCGAUAUCCACACGAUUAGUCCAACUUGUCAACGAUGCUAAUCGGCUGUUGGGAGAUGCAGAAGGAGUACCAGCACAAUAUAGACCAACUGCAGAAGAUUUGGCUGAUGAAUGCAAGAAGGCCGAAACUCUUCUGCAGGAUGCACCAAAAUCGCAUCCUUCUGUGCAAGCCCUCGAAGCAGUCCUAUCUCCCGCUCAAAGCAUGAUCCCUGUCUUGCAAGAACGCGCCAACAACUGGGAUGCAUUUGUGCGCAUAAGAGAAGAAGCGGACAUUGAACUGGACAAAUUGCGAAAGCCACUCGACGAAGUCUUGGCAAAACCAAGAAGAUCUACCAAUGACGCUAAGAAAGACUUCGAUGUUAUUUCUGAGGAGAGGAAAAAGACGAAUAUUCUCAACGACAAAGUUCGUCAACUUCAACAGCUUUCUGAACUUCUCGAUCCUCUUGAGAGCGCCUAUGCCGACGUUCGAUUCAUCGACGUUGACGCAGAACAGAUGGAGAAGCAGUAUGAUGACGUACUGAAUGAGAUGUCAUCUGAAAUCGAGGACGAGAAUCUGCUCUGUGACUCUGUAGAUCACUUCAACACCGAGAUGAAUUCUAUCUCUGAUCUGCUAUCCAAAGAGCCCACCAAAGAGAAUAUUGCAAAUGUCGAACAAUUCCAACUUCCGGCACUUCGAGCACAACUAGCGAUGCUGAAGGAGAAACAAGACGAGGCAAAUCAUGCUCGUAAGCAUGUGGAUCCAGACUCCUCUCGCUUCGCUGCCCUAGAAGAUCGUAUGAAGAGCCUUGACUCGAUGCUAGAAGAUGCCAAGAAAGCCACUGAGAAGGACGAACAGGAGCGUAUCAUCGUCAUGAUUACUGUACGACUCUCGCAACUUGAAACGCUUCCUCUCCAUGAGCUUACCGAAGAUUCACUGAAUGAGGUGGAGAACCAACUUCAGAAUCUUCCUAAGGACAAGGCUGAACAGCUACAGAAGCAAAUCGAGGACUUGCGAAAUGCCAAGAAGCAACAGGAUGACACUAUUCGUGACACUGCUCAACGCUUGGCACAAAUCGAAGAUGCAAUUGCUGCACUUCCAACAGCUCAAGACAUUCCGACACUCGAAGACAAACUUGCACGAAUGCGUGAAAUUCGCGAAAGUCUACUGAAUUUGCCGAUUACUGCUGAGAAGGAUGUUGACGAUAGGGCAGAGAAUGAUAGGAAGAAAGUCGACGAAAUGACGAAACAUGAUGAAGAACAACUUCAGAAUAUGUUGACUGAACGCGAUCUUCGCAACACUGCGGUUCAAUCGCUUGAUCAACUCGAACAAGACGUUGCGGACAUCGAACAAAGCUUGCCUGUUCCAUCGACAUCCUCUAAUGAUGUUAUAGCGUUCCAGCAGAAUAGAAUACCAAAACUGACAGCAAGAGUAGACGCGAUCGCUGACAUUCCUGCUGACUUACUGCCAAAGAAGGAAGAACUUUCGCAUAGAAUCGAUGACGUCAAUAAGAAAUUGGACGAUCAAGUUAAUGACCUGAAACGAUUCGAAGACAAGACCAUCGAACUACAGAAUGUUGUCGACGAGUGUCGUGGCAAGAUGAAGAAGCUAGAGUUACCAGAACCGAUCGAUACUGCUCAGAAAGAUGCUGAAGACCUGUCGGCAAUUCUAGCCACAAUCGAGGCAAUUCCUCAGGAAGAACUGUCGCCGCGAAAUCAACUGGCUCGUGAUGCAAGCACCAUCAAGCAACAGGCUAAGGAGCAACUUUCUACACUGCGAAAAGCUCUUGACGAUGAAGAAAAGGCUCGUGAAAGACAGGACGAGGUGAAGAACAGAUUGUCAGCCAUUGCCGACAGCCUAAACAAGGUUGAUCCGCAAAAUGUUGAAUCUGCGCAGCAGCUGGUUUCAAGCCUUGAGCCUGAACUGCAGAAGCUGACUGGCAUCGCUGACACAUGUAAUGAAUUCGCUAACACUUCAUCUCCUGUUGUGAGCCACGAUGAUCUCGACAAAACGCUUCCUGAUCAAGUACGGGAAUUGCAGAAGAAGUGUGAAGAUGUGAAGACAAAGGCCGAACAACAAGCAAAGUUGAACGCCGUCGCACCUGAAAUCUUGAUGAUCUCGGAAAGUUUGCAGCAGCAACCGGAAGAGAUCCCAUCAAAUCUCAACGAACAACAAUCUGUACUUGAAGAUCUCGAAUCAAAGAAGCAACGCCUCGAAAACCUCUUGCAGACCAUACCAGCCGGCGAUGCAACGGAGGAGUUGAGGCAAAAGAGCGCAUGGGAUUUGUCAAGACUGAAAGACCUUCUGAAGAGACUUGGCGACUCAGUCGGCGACAAGCUGGCUGCGUUAGCCGCUUUCAAUGCCGCACGCAAGGAUGCUGAAGAUCAGCUUCUUGCCAUCACUGGUCCUAUGUCUGAAGAGAAGACACCUGACGAACUGAAGAAGGACGAAGAAUCGUUAGCUAGAUUACAGCAAAAUAUCUCACAACUCAACCGUGAUGGUCUGGACGACGAACAGAGAGACGAACAUGCUCAACUGCUCGACCGUAUCAACAAGACACUUGAUGUUCUCAAGCAGCGUCGAAGUGCACUGGAGGACGAACUUUCUAAACGAGCAGCCGAACAACAACUGGCAGAUACCAUCACACCGAUAUCCACACGAUUAGUCCAACUUGUCAACGAUGCUAAUCGGCUGUUGGGAGAUGCAGAAGGAGUACCAGCACAAUAUAGACCAACUGCAGAAGAUUUGGCUGAUGAAUGCAAGAAGGCCGAAACUCUUCUGCAGGAUGCACCAAAAUCGCAUCCUUCUGUGCAAGCCCUCGAAGCAGUCCUAUCUCCCGCUCAAAGCAUGAUCCCUGUCUUGCAAGAACGCGCCAACAACUGGGAUGCAUUUGUGCGCAUAAGAGAAGAAGCGGACAUUGAACUGGACAAAUUGCGAAAGCCACUCGACGAAGUCUUGGCAAAACCAAGAAGAUCUACCAAUGACGCUAAGAAAGACUUCGAUGUUAUUUCUGAGGAGAGGAAAAAGACGAAUAUUCUCAACGACAAAGUUCGUCAACUUCAACAGCUUUCUGAACUUCUCGAUCCUCUUGAGAGCGCCUAUGCCGACGUUCGAUUCAUCGACGUUGACGCAGAACAGAUGGAGAAGCAGUAUGAUGACGUACUGAAUGAGAUGUCAUCUGAAAUCGAGGACGAGAAUCUGCUCUGUGACUCUGUAGAUCACUUCAACACCGAGAUGAAUUCUAUCUCUGAUCUGCUAUCCAAAGAGCCCACCAAAGAGAAUAUUGCAAAUGUCGAACAAUUCCAACUUCCGGCACUUCGAGCACAACUAGCGAUGCUGAAGGAGAAACAAGACGAGGCAAAUCAUGCUCGUAAGCAUGUGGAUCCAGACUCCUCUCGCUUCGCUGCCCUAGAAGAUCGUAUGAAGAGCCUUGACUCGAUGCUAGAAGAUGCCAAGAAAGCCACUGAGAAGGACGAACAGGAGCGUAUCAUCGUCAUGAUUACUGUACGACUCUCGCAACUUGAAACGCUUCCUCUCCAUGAGCUUACCGAAGAUUCACUGAAUGAGGUGGAGAACCAACUUCAGAAUCUUCCUAAGGACAAGGCUGAACAGCUACAGAAGCAAAUCGAGGACUUGCGAAAUGCCAAGAAGCAACAGGAUGACACUAUUCGUGACACUGCUCAACGCUUGGCACAAAUCGAAGAUGCAAUUGCUGCACUUCCAACAGCUCAAGACAUUCCGACACUCGAAGACAAACUUGCACGAAUGCGUGAAAUUCGCGAAAGUCUACUGAAUUUGCCGAUUACUGCUGAGAAGGAUGUUGACGAUAGGGCAGAGAAUGAUAGGAAGAAAGUCGACGAAAUGACGAAACAUGAUGAAGAACAACUUCAGAAUAUGUUGACUGAACGCGAUCUUCGCAACACUGCGGUUCAAUCGCUUGAUCAACUCGAACAAGACGUUGCGGACAUCGAACAAAGCUUGCCUGUUCCAUCGACAUCCUCUAAUGAUGUUAUAGCGUUCCAGCAGAAUAGAAUACCAAAACUGACAGCAAGAGUAGACGCGAUCGCUGACAUUCCUGCUGACUUACUGCCAAAGAAGGAAGAACUUUCGCAUAGAAUCGAUGACGUCAAUAAGAAAUUGGACGAUCAAGUUAAUGACCUGAAACGAUUCGAAGACAAGACCAUCGAACUACAGAAUGUUGUCGACGAGUGUCGUGGCAAGAUGAAGAAGCUAGAGUUACCAGAACCGAUCGAUACUGCUCAGAAAGAUGCUGAAGACCUGUCGGCAAUUCUAGCCACAAUCGAGGCAAUUCCUCAGGAAGAACUGUCGCCGCGAAAUCAACUGGCUCGUGAUGCAAGCACCAUCAAGCAACAGGCUAAGGAGCAACUUUCUACACUGCGAAAAGCUCUUGACGAUGAAGAAAAGGCUCGUGAAAGACAGGACGAGGUGAAGAACAGAUUGUCAGCCAUUGCCGACAGCCUAAACAAGGUUGAUCCGCAAAAUGUUGAAUCUGCGCAGCAGCUGGUUUCAAGCCUUGAGCCUGAACUGCAGAAGCUGACUGGCAUCGCUGACACAUGUAAUGAAUUCGCUAACACUUCAUCUCCUGUUGUGAGCCACGAUGAUCUCGACAAAACGCUUCCUGAUCAAGUACGGGAAUUGCAGAAGAAGUGUGAAGAUGUGAAGACAAAGGCCGAACAACAAGCAAAGUUGAACGCCGUCGCACCUGAAAUCUUGAUGAUCUCGGAAAGUUUGCAGCAGCAACCGGAAGAGAUCCCAUCAAAUCUCAACGAACAACAAUCUGUACUUGAAGAUCUCGAAUCAAAGAAGCAACGCCUCGAAAACCUCUUGCAGACCAUACCAGCCGGCGAUGCAACGGAGGAGUUGAGGCAAAAGAGCGCAUGGGAUUUGUCAAGACUGAAAGACCUUCUGAAGAGACUUGGCGACUCAGUCGGCGACAAGCUGGCUGCGUUAGCCGCUUUCAAUGCCGCACGCAAGGAUGCUGAAGAUCAGCUUCUUGCCAUCACUGGUCCUGUGUCUGAAGAGAAGACACCUGACGAACUGAAGAAGGACGAAGAAUCGUUAGCUAGAUUACAGCAAAAUAUCUCACAACUCAACCGUGAUGGUCUGGACGACGAACAGAGAGACGAACAUGCUCAACUGCUCGACCGUAUCAACAAGACACUUGAUGUUCUCAAGCAGCGUCGAAGUGCACUGGAGGACGAACUUUCUAAACGAGCAGCCGAACAACAACUGGCAGAUACCAUCACACCGAUAUCCACACGAUUAGUCCAACUUGUCAACGAUGCUAAUCGGCUGUUGGGAGAUGCAGAAGGAGUACCAGCACAAUAUAGACCAACUGCAGAAGAUUUGGCUGAUGAAUGCAAGAAGGCCGAAACUCUUCUGCAGGAUGCACCAAAAUCGCAUCCUUCUGUGCAAGCCCUCGAAGCAGUCCUACCUCUCGCUCAAAGCAUGAUCCCUGUCUUGCAAGAACGCGCCAACAACUGGGAUGCAUUUGUGCGCAUAAGAGAAGAAGCGGACAUUGAACUGGACAAAUUGCGAAAGCCACUCGACGAAGUCUUGGCAAAACCAAGAAGAUCUACCAAUGACGCUAAGAAAGACUUCGAUGUUAUUUCUGAGGAGAGGAAAAAGACGAAUAUUCUCAACGACAAAGUUCGUCAACUUCAACAGCUUUCUGAACUUCUCGAUCCUCUUGAGAGCGCCUAUGCCGACGUUCGAUUCAUCGACGUUGACGCAGAACAGAUGGAGAAGCAGUAUGAUGACGUACUGAAUGAGAUGUCAUCUGAAAUCGAGGACGAGAAUCUGCUCUGUGACUCUGUAGAUCACUUCAACACCGAGAUGAAUUCUAUCUCUGAUCUGCUAUCCAAAGAGCCCACCAAAGAGAAUAUUGCAAAUGUCGAACAAUUCCAACUUCCGGCACUUCGAGCACAACUAGCGAUGCUGAAGGAGAAACAAGACGAGGCAAAUCAUGCUCGUAAGCAUGUGGAUCCAGACUCCUCUCGCUUCGCUGCCCUAGAAGAUCGUAUGAAGAGCCUUGACUCGAUGCUAGAAGAUGCCAAGAAAGCCACUGAGAAGGACGAACAGGAGCGUAUCAUCGUCAUGAUUACUGUACGACUCUCGCAACUUGAAACGCUUCCUCUCCAUGAGCUUACCGAAGAUUCACUGAAUGAGGUGGAGAACCAACUUCAGAAUCUUCCUAAGGACAAGGCUGAACAGCUACAGAAGCAAAUCGAGGACUUGCGAAAUGCCAAGAAGCAACAGGAUGACACUAUUCGUGACACUGCUCAACGCUUGGCACAAAUCGAAGAUGCAAUUGCUGCACUUCCAACAGCUCAAGACAUUCCGACACUCGAAGACAAACUUGCACGAAUGCGUGAAAUUCGCGAAAGUCUACUGAAUUUGCCGAUUACUGCUGAGAAGGAUGUUGACGAUAGGGCAGAGAAUGAUAGGAAGAAAGUCGACGAAAUGACGAAACAUGAUGAAGAACAACUUCAGAAUAUGUUGACUGAACGCGAUCUUCGCAACACUGCGGUUCAAUCGCUUGAUCAACUCGAACAAGACGUUGCGGACAUCGAACAAAGCUUGCCUGUUCCAUCGACAUCCUCUAAUGAUGUUAUAGCGUUCCAGCAGAAUAGAAUACCAAAACUGACAGCAAGAGUAGACGCGAUCGCUGACAUUCCUGCUGACUUACUGCCAAAGAAGGAAGAACUUUCGCAUAGAAUCGAUGACGUCAAUAAGAAAUUGGACGAUCAAGUUAAUGACCUGAAACGAUUCGAAGACAAGACCAUCGAACUACAGAAUGUUGUCGACGAGUGUCGUGGCAAGAUGAAGAAGCUAGAGUUACCAGAACCGAUCGAUACUGCUCAGAAAGAUGCUGAAGACCUGUCGGCAAUUCUAGCCACAAUCGAGGCAAUUCCUCAGGAAGAACUGUCGCCGCGAAAUCAACUGGCUCGUGAUGCAAGCACCAUCAAGCAACAGGCUAAGGAGCAACUUUCUACACUGCGAAAAGCUCUUGACGAUGAAGAAAAGGCUCGUGAAAGACAGGACGAGGUGAAGAACAGAUUGUCAGCCAUUGCCGACAGCCUAAACAAGGUUGAUCCGCAAAAUGUUGAAUCUGCGCAGCAGCUGGUUUCAAGCCUUGAGCCUGAACUGCAGAAGCUGACUGGCAUCGCUGACACAUGUAAUGAAUUCGCUAACACUUCAUCUCCUGUUGUGAGCCACGAUGAUCUCGACAAAACGCUUCCUGAUCAAGUACGGGAAUUGCAGAAGAAGUGUGAAGAUGUGAAGACAAAGGCCGAACAACAAGCAAAGUUGAACGCCGUCGCACCUGAAAUCUUGAUGAUCUCGGAAAGUUUGCAGCAGCAACCGGAAGAGAUCCCAUCAAAUCUCAACGAACAACAAUCUGUACUUGAAGAUCUCGAAUCAAAGAAGCAACGCCUCGAAAACCUCUUGCAGACCAUACCAGCCGGCGAUGCAACGGAGGAGUUGAGGCAAAAGAGCGCAUGGGAUUUGUCAAGACUGAAAGACCUUCUGAAGAGACUUGGCGACUCAGUCGGCGACAAGCUGGCUGCGUUAGCCGCUUUCAAUGCCGCACGCAAGGAUGCUGAAGAUCAGCUUCUUGCCAUCACUGGUCCUGUGUCUGAAGAGAAGACACCUGACGAAUUGAAGAAGGACGAAGAAUCGUUAGCUAGAUUACAGCAAAAUAUCUCACAACUCAACCGUGAUGGUCUGGACGACGAACAGAGAGACGAACAUGCUCAACUGCUCGACCGUAUCAACAAGACACUUGAUGUUCUCAAGCAGCGUCGAAGUGCACUGGAGGACGAACUUUCUAAACGAGCAGCCGAACAACAACUGGCAGAUACCAUCACACCGAUAUCCACACGAUUAGUCCAACUUGUCAACGAUGCUAAUCGGCUGUUGGGAGAUGCAGAAGGAGUACCAGCACAAUAUAGACCAACUGCAGAAGAUUUGGCUGAUGAAUGCAAGAAGGCCGAAACUCUUCUGCAGGAUGCACCAAAAUCGCAUCCUUCUGUGCAAGCCCUCGAAGCAGUCCUACCUCCCGCUCAAAGCAUGAUCCCUGUCUUGCAAGAACGCGCCAACAACUGGGAUGCAUUUGUGCGCAUAAGAGAAGAAGCGGACAUUGAACUGGACAAAUUGCGAAAGCCACUCGACGAAGUCUUGGCAAAACCAAGAAGAUCUACCAAUGACGCUAAGAAAGACUUCGAUGUUAUUUCUGAGGAGAGGAAAAAGACGAAUAUUCUCAACGACAAAGUUCGUCAACUUCAACAGCUUUCUGAACUUCUCGAUCCUCUUGAGAGCGCCUAUGCCGACGUUCGAUUCAUCGACGUUGACGCAGAACAGAUGGAGAAGCAGUAUGAUGACGUACUGAAUGAGAUGUCAUCUGAAAUCGAGGACGAGAAUCUGCUCUGUGACUCUGUAGAUCACUUCAACACCGAGAUGAAUUCUAUCUCUGAUCUGCUAUCCAAAGAGCCCACCAAAGAGAAUAUUGCAAAUGUCGAACAAUUCCAACUUCCGGCACUUCGAGCACAACUAGCGAUGCUGAAGGAGAAACAAGACGAGGCAAAUCAUGCUCGUAAGCAUGUGGAUCCAGACUCCUCUCGCUUCGCUGCCCUAGAAGAUCGUAUGAAGAGCCUUGACUCGAUGCUAGAAGAUGCCAAGAAAGCCACUGAGAAGGACGAACAGGAGCGUAUCAUCGUCAUGAUUACUGUACGACUCUCGCAACUUGAAACGCUUCCUCUCCAUGAGCUUACCGAAGAUUCACUGAAUGAGGUGGAGAACCAACUUCAGAAUCUUCCUAAGGACAAGGCUGAACAGCUACAGAAGCAAAUCGAGGACUUGCGAAAUGCCAAGAAGCAACAGGAUGACACUAUUCGUGACACUGCUCAACGCUUGGCACAAAUCGAAGAUGCAAUUGCUGCACUUCCAACAGCUCAAGACAUUCCGACACUCGAAGACAAACUUGCACGAAUGCGUGAAAUUCGCGAAAGUCUACUGAAUUUGCCGAUUACUGCUGAGAAGGAUGUUGACGAUAGGGCAGAGAAUGAUAGGAAGAAAGUCGACGAAAUGACGAAACAUGAUGAAGAACAACUUCAGAAUAUGUUGACUGAACGCGAUCUUCGCAACACUGCGGUUCAAUCGCUUGAUCAACUCGAACAAGACGUUGCGGACAUCGAACAAAGCUUGCCUGUUCCAUCGACAUCCUCUAAUGAUGUUAUAGCGUUCCAGCAGAAUAGAAUACCAAAACUGACAGCAAGAGUAGACGCGAUCGCUGACAUUCCUGCUGACUUACUGCCAAAGAAGGAAGAACUUUCGCAUAGAAUCGAUGACGUCAAUAAGAAAUUGGACGAUCAAGUUAAUGACCUGAAACGAUUCGAAGACAAGACCAUCGAACUACAGAAUGUUGUCGACGAGUGUCGUGGCAAGAUGAAGAAGCUAGAGUUACCAGAACCGAUCGAUACUGCUCAGAAAGAUGCUGAAGACCUGUCGGCAAUUCUAGCCACAAUCGAGGCAAUUCCUCAGGAAGAACUGUCGCCGCGAAAUCAACUGGCUCGUGAUGCAAGCACCAUCAAGCAACAGGCUAAGGAGCAACUUUCUACACUGCGAAAAGCUCUUGACGAUGAAGAAAAGGCUCGUGAAAGACAGGACGAGGUGAAGAACAGAUUGUCAGCCAUUGCCGACAGCCUAAACAAGGUUGAUCCGCAAAAUGUUGAAUCUGCGCAGCAGCUGGUUUCAAGCCUUGAGCCUGAACUGCAGAAGCUGACUGGCAUCGCUGACACAUGUAAUGAAUUCGCUAACACUUCAUCUCCUGUUGUGAGCCACGAUGAUCUCGACAAAACGCUUCCUGAUCAAGUACGGGAAUUGCAGAAGAAGUGUGAAGAUGUGAAGACAAAGGCCGAACAACAAGCAAAGUUGAACGCCGUCGCACCUGAAAUCUUGAUGAUCUCGGAAAGUUUGCAGCAGCAACCGGAAGAGAUCCCAUCAAAUCUCAACGAACAACAAUCUGUACUUGAAGAUCUCGAAUCAAAGAAGCAACGCCUCGAAAACCUCUUGCAGACCAUACCAGCCGGCGAUGCAACGGAGGAGUUGAGGCAAAAGAGCGCAUGGGAUUUGUCAAGACUGAAAGACCUUCUGAAGAGACUUGGCGACUCAGUCGGCGACAAGCUGGCUGCGUUAGCCGCUUUCAAUGCCGCACGCAAGGAUGCUGAAGAUCAGCUUCUUGCCAUCACUGGUCCUGUGUCUGAAGAGAAGACACCUGACGAAUUGAAGAAGGACGAAGAAUCGUUAGCUAGAUUACAGCAAAAUAUCUCACAACUCAACCGUGAUGGUCUGGACGACGAACAGAGAGACGAACAUGCUCAACUGCUCGACCGUAUCAACAAGACACUUGAUGUUCUCAAGCAGCGUCGAAGUGCACUGGAGGACGAACUUUCUAAACGAGCAGCCGAACAACAACUGGCAGAUACCAUCACACCGAUAUCCACACGAUUAGUCCAACUUGUCAACGAUGCUAAUCGGCUGUUGGGAGAUGCAGAAGGAGUACCAGCACAAUAUAGACCAACUGCAGAAGAUUUGGCUGAUGAAUGCAAGAAGGCCGAAACUCUUCUGCAGGAUGCACCAAAAUCGCAUCCUUCUGUGCAAGCCCUCGAAGCAGUCCUAUCUCCCGCUCAAAGCAUGAUCCCUGUCUUGCAAGAACGCGCCAACAACUGGGAUGCAUUUGUGCGCAUAAGAGAAGAAGCGGACAUUGAACUGGACAAAUUGCGAAAGCCACUCGACGAAGUCUUGGCAAAACCAAGAAGAUCUACCAAUGACGCUAAGAAAGACUUCGAUGUUAUUUCUGAGGAGAGGAAAAAGACGAAUAUUCUCAACGACAAAGUUCGUCAACUUCAACAGCUUUCUGAACUUCUCGAUCCUCUUGAGAGCGCCUAUGCCGACGUUCGAUUCAUCGACGUUGACGCAGAACAGAUGGAGAAGCAGUAUGAUGACGUACUGAAUGAGAUGUCAUCUGAAAUCGAGGACGAGAAUCUGCUCUGUGACUCUGUAGAUCACUUCAACACCGAGAUGAAUUCUAUCUCUGAUCUGCUAUCCAAAGAGCCCACCAAAGAGAAUAUUGCAAAUGUCGAACAAUUCCAACUUCCGGCACUUCGAGCACAACUAGCGAUGCUGAAGGAGAAACAAGACGAGGCAAAUCAUGCUCGUAAGCAUGUGGAUCCAGACUCCUCUCGCUUCGCUGCCCUAGAAGAUCGUAUGAAGAGCCUUGACUCGAUGCUAGAAGAUGCCAAGAAAGCCACUGAGAAGGACGAACAGGAGCGUAUCAUCGUCAUGAUUACUGUACGACUCUCGCAACUUGAAACGCUUCCUCUCCAUGAGCUUACCGAAGAUUCACUGAAUGAGGUGGAGAACCAACUUCAGAAUCUUCCUAAGGACAAGGCUGAACAGCUACAGAAGCAAAUCGAGGACUUGCGAAAUGCCAAGAAGCAACAGGAUGACACUAUUCGUGACACUGCUCAACGCUUGGCACAAAUCGAAGAUGCAAUUGCUGCACUUCCAACAGCUCAAGACAUUCCGACACUCGAAGACAAACUUGCACGAAUGCGUGAAAUUCGCGAAAGUCUACUGAAUUUGCCGAUUACUGCUGAGAAGGAUGUUGACGAUAGGGCAGAGAAUGAUAGGAAGAAAGUCGACGAAAUGACGAAACAUGAUGAAGAACAACUUCAGAAUAUGUUGACUGAACGCGAUCUUCGCAACACUGCGGUUCAAUCGCUUGAUCAACUCGAACAAGACGUUGCGGACAUCGAACAAAGCUUGCCUGUUCCAUCGACAUCCUCUAAUGAUGUUAUAGCGUUCCAGCAGAAUAGAAUACCAAAACUGACAGCAAGAGUAGACGCGAUCGCUGACAUUCCUGCUGACUUACUGCCAAAGAAGGAAGAACUUUCGCAUAGAAUCGAUGACGUCAAUAAGAAAUUGGACGAUCAAGUUAAUGACCUGAAACGAUUCGAAGACAAGACCAUCGAACUACAGAAUGUUGUCGACGAGUGUCGUGGCAAGAUGAAGAAGCUAGAGUUACCAGAACCGAUCGAUACUGCUCAGAAAGAUGCUGAAGACCUGUCGGCAAUUCUAGCCACAAUCGAGGCAAUUCCUCAGGAAGAACUGUCGCCGCGAAAUCAACUGGCUCGUGAUGCAAGCACCAUCAAGCAACAGGCUAAGGAGCAACUUUCUACACUGCGAAAAGCUCUUGACGAUGAAGAAAAGGCUCGUGAAAGACAGGACGAGGUGAAGAACAGAUUGUCAGCCAUUGCCGACAGCCUAAACAAGGUUGAUCCGCAAAAUGUUGAAUCUGCGCAGCAGCUGGUUUCAAGCCUUGAGCCUGAACUGCAGAAGCUGACUGGCAUCGCUGACACAUGUAAUGAAUUCGCUAACACUUCAUCUCCUGUUGUGAGCCACGAUGAUCUCGACAAAACGCUUCCUGAUCAAGUACGGGAAUUGCAGAAGAAGUGUGAAGAUGUGAAGACAAAGGCCGAACAACAAGCAAAGUUGAACGCCGUCGCACCUGAAAUCUUGAUGAUCUCGGAAAGUUUGCAGCAGCAACCGGAAGAGAUCCCAUCAAAUCUCAACGAACAACAAUCUGUACUUGAAGAUCUCGAAUCAAAGAAGCAACGCCUCGAAAACCUCUUGCAGACCAUACCAGCCGGCGAUGCAACGGAGGAGUUGAGGCAAAAGAGCGCAUGGGAUUUGUCAAGACUGAAAGACCUUCUGAAGAGACUUGGCGACUCAGUCGGCGACAAGCUGGCUGCGUUAGCCGCUUUCAAUGCCGCACGCAAGGAUGCUGAAGAUCAGCUUCUUGCCAUCACUGGUCCUGUGUCUGAAGAGAAGACACCUGACGAACUGAAGAAGGACGAAGAAUCGUUAGCUAGAUUACAGCAAAAUAUCUCACAACUCAACCGUGAUGGUCUGGACGACGAACAGAGAGACGAACAUGCUCAACUGCUCGACCGUAUCAACAAGACACUUGAUGUUCUCAAGCAGCGUCGGGGCGCAUUAGAGGACGAAUAUGCGAAACGAGCAGCCGAUCAACAAUUAACAGAUGCCAUCGCUCCAGUAUCCACACGAUUAGUCCAACUUGUCAAAGAUGCUAAUCAGCUGCUGGGAGAUGUAGAAGGAGUACCGGCACAGUAUAGACCAACUGCCGAAGAUUUGGCUGAUGAAUGCAAGAAGGCCGAAACUCUUCUGCAGGAUGCACCAAAAUCGCAUCCUUCUGUGCAAGCCCUCGAAGCAGUCCUAUCUCCUGCAGAAAGCAUGAUCAAGAUCUUGCAAGAACGUGCCAAUAAUUGGGAUACUUUUGUACAACUGAGGGAUGAAGCGGAUAUUGAACUAAGCAAAUUGAGAGAACCGCUUGACGAGGUAUUGGCGAAACCACGAAGAACUAUCAACGACGCAAACAGAGAUUUUGAUCGAUUGUCUGAAGAAAGAAAGAAGACAGAUGGCCUUGAUGACAAAGUCCUUAUACUCCAACAGCUUUCUGAGCUAUUUGAUCCUCUCGAAAGCCCCUAUGCAGACGUUCGCUUUAUCGACGUUGAUAGGGAACAACUGGAAAAACAAUAUGAUGAUGUCAUGUGUGAUUUAUCAGCGGAAAUUGAAGAUGAAAAGCUUCUGCGUGACUCUAUGGAUCACCUCAACACCGAAAUUAGCUCUAUUUCCGAUCUGCUAUCCACAGAGCCCGGUAAAGAGAAUAUUGAAAAUGCUGAUCAAUUCCAACUUCCGGCACUUCGAGCACAACUAGCGAUGCUGAAGGAGAAACAAGACGAGGCAAAUCAUGCUCGUAAGCAUGUGGAUCCAGACUCCUCUCGCUUCGCUGCCCUAGAAGAUCGUAUGAAGAGCCUUGACUCGAUGCUAGAAGAUGCCAAGAAAGCCACUGAGAAGGACGAACAGGAGCGUAUCAUCGUCAUGAUUACUGUACGACUCUCGCAACUUGAAACGCUUCCUCUCCAUGAGCUUACCGAAGAUUCACUGAAUGAGGUGGAGAACCAGCUUCAGAAUGUUCCUAAGGACAAGGCUGAACAGCUACAGAAGCAAAUCGAGGACUUGCGAAAUGCCAAGAAGCAACAGGAUGACACUAUUCGUGACACUGCUCAACGUUUGGCACAAAUCGAAGAUGCAAUUGCUGCACUUCCAACAGCUCAAGACAUUCCGACACUCGAAGACAAACUUGCACGAAUGCGUGAAAUUCGCGAAAGUCUACUGAAUUUGCCGAUUACUGCUGAGAAGGAUGUUGACGAUAGGGCAGAGAAUGAUAGGAAGAAAGUCGACGAAAUGACGAAACAUGAUGAAGAACAACUUCAGAAUAUGUUGACUGAACGCGAUCUUCGCAACACUGCGGUUCAAUCGCUUGAUCAACUCGAACAAGACGUUGCGGACAUCGAACAAAGCUUGCCUGUUCCAUCGACAUCCUCUAAUGAUGUUAUAGCGUUCCAGCAGAAUAGAAUACCAAAACUGACAGCAAGAGUAGACGCGAUCGCUGACAUUCCUGCUGACUUACUGCCAAAGAAGGAAGAACUUUCGCAUAGAAUCGAUGACGUCAAUAAGAAAUUGGACGAUCAAGUUAAUGACCUGAAACGAUUCGAGGACAAGACCAUCGAACUACAGAAUGUUGUCGACGAGUGUCGUGGCAAGAUGAAGAAGCUAGAGUUACCAGAACCGAUCGAUACUGCUCAGAAAGAUGCUGAAGACCUGUCGGCAAUUCUAGCCACAAUCGAGGCAAUUCCUCAGGAAGAACUGUCCCUUAGAGGACAGCUGGGUGAAGAUGCAAGCACAAUCAGGCAACAGACAAAGGAGCAACUUUCUACACUGCGAGAAGCUCUUGACGAUGAAGAAAAGGCUCGUGAAAGGCAGGACGAGGUGAAGAACAGAUUGUCAGCCAUUGCUGACAGCCUGAACAAGGCUGAUCCAGAGAAUUUCGAGUCUGCUUUGCAGCUAGUUUCAAGCCUUGAGCCUGAACUGCAGAAGCUGACUGGCAUCGCUGACACAUGUAAUGAAUUCGCUAACACUUCAUCUCCUGUUGUGAGCCACGAUGAUCUCGACAAAACGCUUCCUGAUCAAGUACGGGAAUUGCAGAAGAAGUGUGAAGAUGUGAAGACAAAGGCCGAACAACAAGCAAAGUUGAACGCCGUCGCACCUGAAAUCUUGAUGAUCUCGGAAAGUUUGCAGCAGCAACCGGAAGAGAUCCCAUCAAAUCUCAACGAACAACAAUCUGUACUUGAAGAUCUCGAAUCAAAGAAGCAACGCCUCGAAAACCUCUUGCAGACCAUACCAGCCGGCGAUGCAACGGAGGAGUUGAGGCAAAAGAGCGCAUGGGAUUUGUCAAGACUGAAAGACCUUCUGAAGAGACUUGGCGACUCAGUUGGCGACAAGCUGGCUGCGUUAGCCGCUUUCAAUGCCGCACGCAAGGAUGCUGAAGAUCAGCUUCUUGCCAUCACUGGUCCUGUGUCUGAAGAGAAGACACCUGACGAACUGAAGAAGGACGAAGAAUCGUUAGAUAGAUUACAGCAAAAUAUCUCACAACUCAACCGUGAUGGUCUGGACGACGAACAGAGAGACGAACAUGCUCAACUGCUCGACCGUAUCAACAAGACGCUUGAUGAAUUAAAGCAUCGUCGAAUUGCCCUGGAGGACGAACUCUCGAAACGAGCAGCCGAACAGGAACUGGCAGAUACCAUCACACCGAUAUCCGCACGAUUACUUCAAUUAGUCAACGAUGCUAACGGGCUAUUGGGAGAUGUAGAAGGAGUACCAGCACAAUAUAGACCAACUGCAGAAGAUUUGGCUGAUGAAUGCAAGAAGGCCGAAACUCUUCUGCAGGAUGCACCAAAAUCGCAUCCUUCUGUGCAAGCCCUCGAAGCAGUCAUAUCAUCCGCUCAAAGCAUGAUCCCAGUCUUGCAAGAACGCGCCAACAACUGGGAUACGUUUGUAGGAAUGAGGGAUGAGGCGGACACAGAUCUGAGUGAUAUGAGAGAGCCACUUGACGAAGUGACAGCAAAACCGCGAAGAUCUAUCAAUGACGCUAAAAAAGACUUCGAACUAUUAUCUGAAAAGAGGAAGAAAGCAGAUGUUCUUAGCGACAAAAUUCAGCAACUUCAACAGCUCUCUGAGCUUCUCGAUCCUCUCGAAAUUCCCUACGCAGACAUACGUUUCAUAGACGUCGACAGAGAGCAACUUGAGAAGCAGUACGACGACGUACUAUGCGAUUUAUCAGCGGAAAUUGAAGAUGAGAACCUUGUAUGCGACUCUGUAGAUCACUUCAACAACGAAAUAAAUUUCAUUGCUGAUAUGCUAUCCAGAAAGCCCACCAAAGAGGACUUGCAAAACGUUGGACAAUUCCAGCUUCCAGCACUUCAAGCACAACUAGCAAUGCUGAGGGAGAAACAUGAUGAGGCAAACCAUGCUCGCAAGCAUGUGGAUCCAGAUUCCUCUCGCUUCGCUGCCUUAGAAGAUCGUAUGAAAUGGGUUGCAACGCUGUUAGAAGACGCAGAAAAAACUGCCGAGAAGGAUGAACUAGAGCGUAUCAUCAUUAUGAUCACCGUCCGACUGUCGCAACUCGAAGCGCUUCCUCUUCAUGAGCUUGCCGAAGAUUCACUGAACGAAGUGGAGAACCAACUUCAGAAUCUUCCUAAGGACAAGGCUGAACAGCUACAGAAGCAAAUCGAAGACUUGCGGAAUGCCAAAAAGCAACAGGAUGACACCAUUCGUGAUGCUGUCCAGCGCUUGGCACAAAUCGAAGAUGCAAUUGGUGCACUUCCAACAGCUCAAGACAUUCCGACACUCGAAGACAAACUUGCACGAAUGCGUGAAAUUCGCGAAAGUCUACUGAAUUUGCCGAUUACUGCUGAGAAGGAUGUUGACGAUAGGGCAGAGAAUGAUAGGAAGAAAGUCGACGAAAUGACGAAACAUGAUGAAGAACAACUUCAGCACAUGCUGACUGAACGCGAUCUUCGCAACACUGCGGUUCAAUCGCUUGAUCAACUCGAACAGGACGUUGCGGACAUCGAACAAAGCUUACCUGUUCCAUCGACAUCCUCUAAUGAUGUUAUAGCGUUCCAGCAGAAUAGAAUACCAAAACUGACAGCAAGAGUAGACGCGAUCGCUGACAUUCCUGCUGACUUACUGCCAAAGAAGGAAGAACUUUCGCACAGAAUCGAUGACGUCAAUAAGAAAUUGGACGAUCAAGUUAAUGACCUGAAACGAUUCGAAGAUAAGACCAUCGAACUACAGAAUAUUGUCGACGAGUGUCGUGGCAAGAUGAAGAAGUUAGAGUUACCAGAACCAAUCGAAACUGCUCAGAAAGAUGCUGAAGACCUGUCAGCAAUUCUGGCCACAAUCGAGGCAAUUCCUCAGGAAGAUCUGUCCCUUAGAGGACAGCUGGGUGAAGAUGCAAGCACAAUCAGGCAACAGACAAAGGAGCAACUUUCUACACUGCGAGAAGCUCUUGACGAUGAAGAAAAGGCUCGUGAAAGACAGGACGAGGUGAAGAACAGAUUGUCAGCCAUUGCCGACAGCUUGAACAAGGUUGAUCCAGAGAACUUCGAGUCCGCUUUGCAGCUGGUUUCUAGCCUUGAGCCUGAACUGCAGAAGCUGACUGGCAUCGCUGACACAUGUAAUGAAUUCGCUAACACUUCAUCUCCUGUUGUGAGCCACGAUGAUCUCGACAAAACGCUUCCUGAUCAAGUACGGGAAUUGCAGAAGAAGUGUGAAGAUGUGAAGACAAAGGCCGAACAACAAGCAAAGCUGAACGCCGUCGCACCUGAAAUCUUGAUGAUCUCGGAAAGUUUGCAGCAGCAACCGGAAGAGAUCCCAUCAAAUCUCAACGAACAACAAUCUGUACUUGAAGAUCUCGAAUCAAAGAAGCAACGCCUCGAAAACCUCUUGCAGACCAUACCAGCAGGCGAUGCAACGGAGGAGUUGAGGCAAAAGAGCGCAUGGGAUUUGUCAAGACUAAAAGACCUUCUGAAGAGACUUGGCGACUCAGUUGGCGACAAGCUGGCUGCGUUAGCCGCUUUCAAUGCCGCACGCAAGGAUGCUGAAGAUCAGCUACUUGCCAUCACUGGUCCUGUGUCUGAAGAGAAGACACCUGACGAACUGAAGAAGGACGAAGAAUCGUUAGCUAGAUUACAGCAAAGUAUCUCACAACUCAACCGUGAUGGUCUGGACGACGAACAGAGAGACGAACAUGCUCGACUGUUGGAUCGUAUCAAUAAUACACUUGAUGUUCUCAAGCAGCGUCGAAGCGUUCUAGAGGAUGAACAUGCGAAACGAGUCGCCGAACAACAACUAGAAGAUACUAUCACACCGAUAUCCACACGACUGAUCCAACUCGUCAGUGAUGCCAAUCAGCUGUUAGGAGAUGCAGAAGGAGUACCAGCACAAUAUAGACCAACUGCAGAAGAGUUGGCUAACGAAUGCAAAAAAGCCGAAACUCUUUUACAGGAUGCACCGAAAUCCCAUCCUUCUGUGCAAGCCCUUGAAGCAGUACUAUCUCCUGCCCAAAGUAUUCUUAAUAUCAUGCAAGAGCGUGCUGACAUCUGGGAGAGGUUCGCAAAACUGAGAGAAGAAGCAGACACCGAACUGAGCAGACUCAGAGAAUCACUUGACGAAGUGCUUCGGAAACCAAGAAGACCAAUAAAUGAUGCCAAAAAAGAUUUUGGUGCGCUGUCCGAACAAAGGGAUAAGAGCGAUAUCAACAACAAAAUUCGUCAAUUACAACAGCUAUGUGAAUCACUAAGUCCACUUGAAAGCCCCUAUGCAGAUGUUCGCUUUAUCGACGUUGAUUCAGAGCAACUGCAAAAACAGUAUGAAGACGUGAUGACUGAUUUAUCUGCGGAAAUAGCUGAGGAAGACCUUCUUUGUGACUCAGUAGAUCACUUCAAUAACGAGUUGAACUCGAUCGCUGAUCUCUUAUCAAAAAUGCCGGAUAGCGAAGAUAUUGAGAAUAUUGAAAAAUUCCAACUUCCUGCGCUCCGAGCUCAGCUGCUAAUGCUAAAAGAGAAACAUGACGAAGCAAAUUAUGCUCGAAAGCAUGUGGAUCCAGAGCCCUCUCGCAUUAGCGUUUUAGAGGAUCAAAUGAAGGCAGCUGAUUCACUGCUUGAAAACGCAAAGAAAACAGCUGAGAAGGACAAACAGGAACGUAUCAUCGUCAUGAUCACCGUACGACUUUCGGAACUUGAAACGCUUCCUCUCCAUGAGCUUACCGAAGAUUCACUGAAUGAGAUGGAGAACCAACUCCAGGAUCUUCCUAAGGACAAGGCUGAACAGCUACAGAAGCAAAUCGAGGACUUGCGAAAUGCCAAGAAGCAACAGGAUGACACUAUUCGUGACACUGUUCAACGCUUGGCACAAAUCGAAGAUGCAAUUGCUGCACUUCCAACAGCUCAAGACAUUCCGACACUCGAAGACAAACUUGCACGAAUGCGUGAAAUUCGCGAAAGUCUACUGAAUUUGCCGAUUACCGCUGAGAAAGAUGUUGACGAUAGGGCAGAGAAUAACAGGAAGAAAGUCGACGAAAUGACGAAACAUGAUGAAGAACAACUUCAGCACAUGCUGACUGAACGCGAUCUUCGCAACACUGCGGUUCAAUCGCUUGAUCAACUCGAACAAGACGUUGCGGACAUCGAACAAAGCUUGCCUGUUCCAUCGACAUCCUCUAAUGAUGUUAUAGCGUUCCAGCAGAAUAGAAUACCAAAACUGACAGCAAGAGUAGAUGCGAUCGCUGACAUUCCUGCUGAUUUACUGCCAAAGAAGGAAGAACUUUCGCACAGAAUCGAUGACGUCAAUAAGAAAUUGGACGAUCAAGUUAACGAUCUGAAACGAUUUGAAGAUAUGACCAUCGAACUACAGAAUGUUGUCGACGAGUGUCGUGGCAAGAUGAAGAAGUUAGAGUUACCAGAACCAAUCGAAACUGCUCAGAAAGAUGCUGAAGACCUGUCAGCAAUUCUGGCCACAAUCGAGGCAAUUCCUCAGGAAGAACUGUCGGCUCGAAAUCAAGUGGCUCGUGAUGCAAGUACCAUCAAGCAACAAACAAAGGAGCAACUUUCUACACUGCGAAAAGCUCUUGGGGAUGAAGAAAAGGCCCGUGAAAGGCAGGAUGAACUGAAGAACAAAUUGUCAGCCAUUGCCGACAGUCUGAACAAGGUUGAUCCAGAAAAUUUCGAGUCUGCUUUGCAGCUAGUUUCAAGCCUUGAGCCUGAACUGCAGACGCUGUCUGGCAUCGCUGACACUUGUGAUCAAUUCGCUAGCACUUCAUCUCCUGUUGUGAGCCACGAUGACCUCGACAAAACGCUUCCUGAUCAAGUACGGGAAUUGCAGAAGAAGUGUGAAGACGUGAAAACGAAGGCCGAACAACUAGCAAAGUUGAACGCUGUCGCACCUGAAAUCUUGAUGAUCUCAGAAAGUCUGCAACAGCAGCCAGAGGAGAUCCCAUCAACUCUUGACGAACAGCAAUCUGUACUUGAAGAUCUCGAAUCAAAGAAGCAACGCCUCGAAAACCUCCUGCAGACCAUACCAGCCGGCGAUGCAGCGGAGGAGUUGAGGCAAAAGAGCGCAUGGGAUUUGUCAAGACUGAAAGACCUUCUAAAGAGACUCGGCGACUCAGUCGGCGACAAGCUGGCUGCGUUAGCCGCUUUCAAUGCCGCACGCAAGGAUGCUGAAGAUCAACUUCUUGCCAUCACUAGUCCCGUGUCUGAAGAGAAGACACCUGACGAACUGAAAAAGGACGAAGAAUCGUUAGCUAGAUUACAGCAAAAUAUCUCACAACUUAACCGUGAUGGUCUGGACGAUGAGCAAAGAGACGAACAUGCUCAACUGCUCGACCGUAUCAACAAGACUCUUGAUGUUCUCAAGCAGCGUCGAAUUGCCCUAGAAGACGAACUUGCAAAACGGGCAGCCGAACAACAACUGGCAGAUACUAUCAAACCAAUAUACACGCGAUUAGUCCAAUUAGUCAGCGAUGCUAAGCGGCUGUUGGAAGAUGCAGAAGGAGUACCAGCACAAUACAGACCAACUGCAGAAGAUUUGACUGAUGAAUGCAAGAAGGCCGAAACUCUUCUGCAGGAUGCACCAAAAUCGCAUCCUUCUGUGCAAGCCCUCGAAGCAGUCUUAUCUCCUGCUGAAAGCAUGUCUAAGGAUCUGCAGGAGCAUGCCAACAACUGGGACGCAUUCUCAAGGUUGAGAGAGGAAGCGGACGUCGAACUCGGCAAGCUGAGGAAAUCACUUGACGAAGUGUUGAGAAAGCCACGAAGAACGACAAACGACGCUCAGCAAGAUUUUGAUAUGCUAUCGGAAGAAAGAAAGAAAAUUUAUAAUCUCAGUGACAAAAUCCGUACACUUCAACAGCUUUCUGAUCUACUCGAACCCCUGGAGAGCCCUCGUGCAGAUGUUCGAUUUAUCGACGUCGAUAUCGAACAAAUGGAGAAGCAGUACGAUGACGUAUUAUGUGAUUUAUCAGCAGAAGUCGAAGACGAGAACCUUUUGAGUGAUUCUGUGGAUCACUUCAUCAACGAGAUUAACUCCAUCUGCGAUCAGCUAUCUAAAGAGCUUACCAGAGAGAACCUCGAAAAUAUCGAGAAAUUCCAGACUCCUGCUCUUCGAGCGCAAUUAGCUAUGUUGAAGGAAAAACAAGAUGAAGCAAAUCAUUCCCGUAAACAUGUGGAUCCAGACUCUUCUCGUCUCGCUGUUUUAGAAGACCGUAUGAAGUCACUUGAUGCACUGCUAGAAGACGCGAAGAAAGCCGCUGAGAAGGACGAACAGGAGCGUAUCAUCGUCAUGAUUACUGUACGACUCUCGCAACUUGAAACGCUUCCUCUCCAUGAGCUUACCGAAGAUUCAUUGAAUGAGGUGGAGAACCAACUUCAGAAUCUUCCUAAGGACAAGACUGAACAGCUACAGAAGCAAAUCGAGGACUUGCGAAAUGCCAAAAAGCAACAGGAUGACACCAUUCGUGAUGCUGUCCAGCGCUUGGCACAAAUCGAAGAUGCAAUUGCUGCACUUCCAACAGCUCAAGACAUUCCGACACUCGAGGACAAACUUGCACGAAUGCGUGAAAUUCGCGAAAGUCUACUGAAUUUGCCGAUUACCGCUGAGAAGGAUGUUGACGAUAGGGCAGAGAAUGAUAGGAAGAAAGUCGACGAAAUGACGAAACAUGAUGAAGAACAACUUCAGCACAUGUUGGCUGAACGCGAUCUUCACAAGGCUGCUGUCCAAUCUCUGGAUCAACUUGAACAAGACGUUGCUGACAUUGAACAAAGCCUGCCCGUUCCAUCGACAUCUUCUAAUGAUGUGCUGGCGUUCCAGCAGAGUAGAAUACCAAAACUGACAGCAAGAGUAGAUGCGAUCGCUGACAUUCCUGCUGAUUUACUGCCAAAGAAGGAAGAACUUUCGCAUAGAAUCGAUGACGUCAAUAAGAAAUUGGACGAUCAAGUUAAUGACCUGAAACGAUUCGAAGAUAAGACCAUCGGACUACAGAAUGUUGUCGACGAGUGUCGUGGCAAGAUGAAGAAGCUAGAGUUACCAGAACCGAUCGAUACUGCUCAGAAAGAUGCUGAAGACCUGUCGGCAAUUCUAGCCACAAUCGAGGCAAUUCCUCAGGAAGAACUGUCGCAGCGAAAUCAACUGGCUCGUGAUGCAAGUAACAUCAAGCAACAGAUAGAGGAGCAGCUAACAACAUUGCAGAAUGCUCUUGGUGAUGAAGAAAAGGCUCGUGAAAGACAGAAUGAGGUGAAAAACAGAUUGUCAGCCAUUGCUGACAGCCUGAACAAAGUUGAUCCACAGAAUGUCGAAUACGCUCAGCAGCUGGUUUCAAGCCUUGAGCCUGAACUGCAGAAACUGACUGGCAUCGCUGACACAUGUAAUGAGUUUGCUAACACUUCAUCUCCUGUUGUGAGCCACGAUGACCUCGACAAAACGCUUCCUGAUCAAGUACGGGAAUUGCAGAAGAAGUGUGAAGAUGUGAAGACGAAGGCCGAACAACUAGCCAAGUUGAACGCUGUCGCACCUGAAAUCUUAAUGAUCUCAGAAAGUCUGCAACAGCAACCAGAAGAGAUCCCAUCAACUCUUGAGGAACAGCAAUCUGCAAUUGAAGAUCUCGAAUCAAAGAAGCAACGCCUCGAAAACCUCUUGCAGACCAUACCAGCCGGCGAUGCAACGGAGGAGUUGAGGCAAAAGAGCGCAUGGGAUUUGUCAAAACUGAAAGACCUUCUGAAGAGACUUGGCGACUCAGUCGGCGACAAGCUGGCUGCGUUAGCCGCUUUCAAUGCCACACGCAAGGAUGCUGAAGAUCAUCUUCGUGUCGUAACUGAUCACAUCUCAGAAGCGAAAACUCCUGAUGAACUUAAAAAAGACGAAGAAUUGCUAACCAAGUUGCAAGAAAGUAUUUGUCGGUUGAACCUGGAAAAUCUAGACGACGAGAAGAGGAGCGAAUACGCGCAAUUACUCGACCGCAUCAACGAGAUUCUGCUUGCACUCAAGCGGCGUAUAAGCGCGCUGGAGGAUGAACUUGCAAAACAAGCAGCAGAGAAAGAAAUCACGGAUGCCAUCAGUCCUAUAUCUACACGACUGAUACAACUUAUCAAUGAUGCUAACCAGCUCCUAGGAGAUACAGAAGGAAAUCCGUCAUAUUAUCGACCAAUUACAGAGGAGAUGAAAACUGAAUGCGAAAAGGCCGUUAAUAUCUUGAAAGAUGCUCCAGAAUCUCAUCCUUCUGUUAAUCCUCUCAAAGUCGUGCUCUCUUCCGCCACACACAUGGUUCCAGCCUUGGAGGAACGCGCUAACAACUGGGACUUAUUCGUGCACCUAAGGGAUGAAGCCAGCAAACUUCUAGAAGCGGUAUUGAACAAACUUAGGAGCGUGCAAGAGCGAACAGAAUUAGUCCCUAUUACAACAGGCGAACUACAACUGCAAAAUCUAAAAUAUCUAUAUGUGGACAUCGAGCGGCUUCGCUCUGCAGAGAAGGAGCUCAAUGAGAUCGCGUUGUCACUGCAACCUUCACUGCAUGUUUCACAAGAAGUCCGCUUCUUUAUAGUUGAUCAAGAACGUACAGAAAAGCUAUAUGAGGAAAUCACAGAACGAUUAGCUGCAGAGAUCACCGCUGAAGCGCAGUUGAAUAGAACUUUGGAUAUACUAACAACCGAGCUCAACAACUGCAGCGAAGAGCUCAGCGCUGAAGACGACCAACAAAAAGAUAUUCUGAGUCAUGAGUCACUUCUACUGGACAUUAUCGCUCAUUUGGAAAACCAAAAGGUGAUCGUGGAACGUAGUGCGCAAAGUCGUCGGUUUAUCGAGAGCAGCACCUCGGCUAGCCUUGAUCGACUUAUGCAACGUGCUCAAGACCUUCUGGAAGCGCUUCGACAAGCGCCUCAAGCAAGCAUGGAAGUAGCAGCACCAGAAGAAUAUGACGUCGAUGCUGCUGCUGAAGUACUUGCCGCAUUAUAUCCCGAGACACAUCCAUAUAGUGUACUCGCUGAACAUGGAUUCGAGGGGCUUCCGUCAGACACAGACUCGAUGAGCGAGUUUGAAUCCAUCGACGGUUCGUCUUCGGGAAUGCUUUCCCCGAUUCCGGACACCGCCACUGGCAUUGUGGCGGCUUCACAAUUCCGUCGGCAACGGUCGCGAUGGAGACGGGUUCUACGUACAGCAUUGCCUCUUCAGGCAAUGCUGGUUUUGCUAUUGGGAGCAGCUUGUCUGGUCCCACACUGCGAUGACGAGUAUUGUUGUCAACUUCUUAAUAACUUCGCAAGAAGCUUUGAUCCAUCUCUUGAAUUUAUCAAUGGACCUCCGCCUUUCUAAACAGCACGAAGGUGUACAAUUUGAUGCAGGCUUCAUAUGAUUUUUUUGUUAAUAAAAAGAUUAU
Cylicocyclus nassatus is the source of this 61774-nucleotide messenger RNA. The record is from the annotation of a GenBank genome assembly. NCBI's taxonomy places the organism in Eukaryota, Metazoa, Nematoda, Chromadorea, Rhabditida, Strongylidae.